This is a messenger RNA of Pocillopora meandrina, 58442 nucleotides long. NCBI's taxonomy places the organism in Eukaryota, Metazoa, Cnidaria, Anthozoa, Scleractinia, Pocilloporidae. The record is from the annotation of a GenBank genome assembly.
AUGGUAUUUGCUGGCAAACGCCUUGUGAACCACAGGAUCCGUUCCAUUGAAGUCAUGGAAAAACGAUUUUGCAGAGCGUUGUGUUUCAUGGAGCCCGACUGUGUCAGCAUCAACCUUGAUAAACGAGUUGAUGGAAGUGGAAACUAUAAAUGCGAAUUGAAUAAUGUUACUCACGAAGGACACGAACAUGAGCUGAGGGAGGAAGAAAAUUCGUCUUAUCAUGCAGCUAAGGUUGGUUUAUCGUUACCUAUACGAAAGAAAACAUUUUCGCGAAAAAGGAACCAGGCUCAUGAUCAAGAUCAUAAAUGUUGAACUGAUCGCUUCAAUUUUUUUUUCGUCUUCCCGUCUUUUUGUUUUUUAUAUAAUUCCCCGGUUUUGCAAAUGAGUUUUUAUCGAUUCUCCCUCGCUUUAAAAUUAAAGGGAUAAAUUUCAGAAUCGUUGAUGACCCAAGCGACAUCGUUUACAUUUUAAUGUAUAUGUUAUGGUUGUAAUUAUAAUCUCUCUUACGACCUCAGAGCGCUUGUGUUAAAAACUCUUGCAAGAACAACGCCACUUGUCAAAGCGGUUUUAACGACAAAGGAUAUCGCUGUUUGUGCACUGCUGAAUUCAAAGGUCGACACUGUGACCAAGGUAAAAUCUAAAAUGUGGUUUAUAAAUAAUUACAAACCGGCGCGGCUCAUGGAAGCUGAUUUUAUAGCCUACGCUAACUUAUCAUUUUGUUCAGAAAACUGCCGGCGGGCAUAUUUUUCUCCGAGCUUCAAAUAUUACACAAUAUCCAAACAAACAAUUACGCCAUCAUAUUUUCAAGGAGCAUGUGGGCUUUUGUCUUUGCUAUUCUUCAAAUAUUCCUUACAAAAGCACGGAACAAAACUUUACAAAUAACCUAUCGCCAGAAACGGAUGUCCACUCUACCAUGUGUUUACAGAGUGACUUUGAUAUACGAUCCAAACUGUUUCUUCUUAUGCAACCUGACAUUACACUUCAGACUUGAAUUUCCUUCUAAAGGAGGACUGCAUUGUUUAUCAUUGUAAUGGACGCUGUUCAAUGGUUCAAUGUAUCAGUAGGAUAAACGGCAGUACAGCUAAAGUUUUUGCGCAUCUUUCAAUGAGUUUUGAAAGUAGACAUCCUGAUUUGUUUUCUUUUUCCACUCGUUGUUGUGGUUUAAACAACUUGCUUCACUUUCUAGAACAAACACUUGCAAAAUCCUAUGACAAAAAGUUACUUAUUAUGCCUAUAUUCUUGUUCAGAGCUUGUUCUUAACUCACGAUGCACGUCUCGGAGUGUUUUGAAAAUAAAUUUUGAGUACCGUCUUUCAAGUUGUGUGUGUUAAACUCGUUACAUUUUCUUCAAACGGGGAAUGCAUAAUGCCGAAUUGAAGAGGCUUUAAAGCAGAAAAAUUUGAAACAAAAAUAAACUAGUUCCUUUGAAAGAAUUUGGCUCUUAUCGAAAUCGUUUUACGUUCAAAUUACAUUGAAAAUGGCUGAGGCAGGUCAAACCCGCUGAAUACUUACCAAGGUGGCUAAACCUACAACUAACUAUCUCACAUCCCGCUAUUCAGGUGGUUUAAGAUUCCAACAAUGCUGCAGUCCGUUAGGCAUGAAAUAUAGAUUAUGUCAAGAUCCACUGUUGUUUUCUGUUUUGUUUUUUUUUUUUUUUUUUUUUUUUUUUUCAUAACAGAAAAAUAUUUAGCCUUUUUGAUCCAAUCGUGAGUAGGCAUUGAACUAAAACAGGGGCAAUUCUUUCCAGAUGUCGAUGAGUGUUCUAGCGGAUUUCAUAGCUGCAGUGCUGAUGCCGUGUGCAACAAUACCAAGGGAUCAUACUAUUGUACAUGUAAACCUGGGUAUUCCGGAGAUGGAUGGUCUUGCAAUGGUAAAAUUAAUUUGUCCACGAUUAUUGUCCCUUAGUUUAAAGAAAGAAAUUGAUCAAAAAAAUCAUUUUGUAAUCCGUUGUAUGACCAAUUUUGUUAAAACAGAAGCAAGUAUUUGACUUUCCAUGCGAAAACACCGGUUGCGAAUCUUGCAGAUAUAAACGAGUGUAUUGAGGGAAUAUCCAACUGCAGUAUCGAUGCUGUGUGCAACAAUACCAAAGGAUCCUACAACUGUACAUGUAAACCAGGAUAUUCUGGAAAUGGACAAACGUGCAAAGGUAAAAUUUUUGCUCCCUUCCGAAGCAUCCAAAUAAAAAUUAACAGUAGAUGGUUUAAAAGCGUUGAAAGGUCUUCCACACAAAAAAUAUCCCAUUCAACCGUAGGAGAGUCGCAUUCUGUAAAAAUCAUUUUCAACUUUUGACAGUAAAGACGAGUUUAAGGUGUUUUAUAAACAUCUUUGUUUACACAAUCAUAAAUGAGCCUGUGGUUCCGUUAAAAAAUCGUUUGGCGUAUCCUAUUGUAAAUUCGUAAUUUUCCUUUUGUCGCAUUUACAUUCAACCCAUUUGUUCUGUGCGCAUUACUUUCAACAAUACUCUGAUGAUUAGUGUACUGUGGGAUACGGACGGCUCCUUCAGCAAUCAGCGAAACUUGAAAAUGCCAAUAAAGACAAUGGACACUUAGUACGCAGUUUGGCGCCGUUUUACUAAUAACAGUGAUUGAUAUACUACACAUCAACAUUCAAAUUAGUUGUCAGCUUUUAACUACACGCACAUACUUAGUGCAGAAUGUGUAUAAAGUCAUUUACGCCAUCAGAUUGGUGUUAAUAUUUUUACAGAUUUACCUUAACAAUACGCAAACAAGGUGUGUCAUCAAUUAUUUUUACACUUGAUCUUGAUAUAGGUCCAUCCUUUUACACAUGUAAAGAAAUUUUCAAAAGUCAAAGGUAAUAUGUUGUUGAUAGCUAUUCUAACUAAGGAUCAAGAGAGAAAAAAAUUGUCGCUUUGCUUUCGUGGUCAACAUUCAAUACAAAAGAAAGUAGUCAUCUCGACCGUCUUAUAGACGGGAGACUGCGAAAUUAAAGAAAUUAAUUUGUCCUCUUAUCAGUUCAAAUGAAAACAGAGCUUAUGCACUCCAAGUGGAUAAUGAAGAGGUUGAUGUUUACUGUCAUAUGACUAAUGACCUAAUGGGCUGCGGGGGCGAUGGAUAGACGCUGGUCAUAAAAAUGAACGGCACAAAGGUAUCGUGUCUUCUGUCAUACAAAGGUGAAAAAUAAACUCUCAUUAGUUCAUUGAAAGGGUCUAUCAGACUAAGAUCUGAGGUGGAUCAUAAAAGGAAUUUCAAAGCUUAAGCCCGCGUAAGGUAAGUAAUCACUGCAAACCGAUUCACUUUAUCUCUCUUAGUUUAAAGCUGGUUUCCACAGACGCCUUUUGUUUUUUCCACGCGCGUGAACGUGCACUGAAAAAAUAUUAUGUUCUUUAAAAUGAAAAUUUACCUGCGUUCACGCAUCCGUUGACUAAAAGUCGUCAUCUUUCUACGUGCAUUUUUUUUUCUCGGUUAGGGUCAGGGUUGUUUAGUUAGGUUAGGCAAGUUGCAAUCGCGAGAGUGCAGAGAAAAGUUAAACACGCUUCAACUUUAACGCACGGGCCUGCGUUAAUCGCACGUAAAAAAAUCGUGUGAUAGCGUUUUUUUUUUACGCGGCGGUGUAAAUUACUUUCGUAAGUUUUCUUUGCGCACGUUUUAGGUACGGAGCAACGUAAGCCACACUGGAAAUCUACUUUGAACCUUAAUUGGUUUAGAUUUUCCCAAUAUUUGGCAUAUUAAUUUUCUCUCUCCUUCUUAGCAAACCUUCCGCUUUGAAUCUGACCUCUGGAGCGACAAAAACGCUUUUAACCGAGUUGGAGGCGUAACUGGGUUUGACCAGCAAGAAACCAAGUUACCGACCUACUGGAGCACUCCCUUUUCCAAGAUCUGUCUCGGUAUGAGGAUUGGUAGUCAGAUCAACUUCAUUGUGAUCAAUCAGCGAGCAAACUCAUUGCACUCACUAAUUGCUGACGGGCAGUACCGCAACACGUCAGCAGGUCGAAACAAUUGGAAGUCGCUGAUUGGUUCCCAGGCCUCCCUACAGCAUAAUUGCAACAAAGAAGGGUUCAAUGCUGUAUGUAGUGUUCAGGGCUCCUCAAAGGCGAGAAUCGGUUUUAUUGCCAACAAUGAGAACAAGUGCUCUUCUUGUGAUUCUAGAAUUGGCUUUGGUACUGGAGGGAAUCCUGACAACUCCAACACGUGUGGUAACCAAGCAAAAUACUCACCUGAUAACGGAGAACAACACAUCAAGGGAAUGGGGUACAUCUUGGUGCAGUGACAAGGAAAACAAUGACAGUCACUGUCAAAUAUAUGGCGCAAAUGAACACACAAUGUUAACUGGAAAUAACGUCUUAGCAUGAGGAGAUACAAAGAAAUAAGACGAUCGUUCAAAAUAGUUCGGUUUCUCAAACCAUUUUUUUCCUCUUUUUUACUUAAAAUCCCAUCCAAAUUAACGUCAAAAGCUCCCUGGUUAGUUCGAUAGAAAUGAGGAUCGACGUUGCCACCCUCCACUGCUUAGAAUCGCUAUUUCACUUAUAAAACUCAUAAUCUGUAAGCUAUCUUCUGGCAUCGCAGGUCAAUGGAAAAGAAACGUUUGACAACAUAACCUACUCAUUAUUGUAAUGAUUGUUUUAGUUAAUAUCAUUAUUACUAUUCCACUCCAUUGUUUGUUCAUGUUUUUUCUCUCUUCUCAAAAAUAAUGUCCUAAUUCAAAAGAACCAGCCGAGCUGACCAUAAAUGAAUAAAAUAGAUAAUAAUUGAUCCCCAUAGCAGAACAUUUCGUUGUAGCGUUCUAACUAGGGAGGCUCGAUGAGGGAACACAUCGUCAGAUCAACAGUGCUUCAUUUUCCGUGUUGAUCAUCCGCUGUAUAGACUUCGAUUAAUCAUGGUGCGUCGAAUGUGUCUCAUUCUCCAUCAGUAAAUAACAGGGUUCAAAGAGGAAUUCAAGAACAUUAUUGUUUGAGAACAAAAUUAAAAUAAUUCAAAUGGCGAGUCGUUAAUAUUCAUAUUAAAUAUUACCUUGCAAACAUGAAAACAAUAUUUCGGCCGAUAACAAACACAAAAGACAAAAUGCACAUAAAAUAUGUUGAAUACACUUUUUUAAAAUCUUGAACCAUCUUUUAAUUCACCAUCUUGCACUUGAACUUGUAAAGCUUGAAUUUGGUUUCUGUUGCGUCUUACAGCAAAGUAAAGCCGAAAACAUGAAGUUGUCAUACAAAUAAAACAAACACUUCAAAUGCUGACUAAAAGUUCCGCUGGAAUCAAGCAAAGAAAGGAAACUGCUGGAAGAAAACAACUCAAAACCCAAAGUAAAUUGACUGUUCUGACAACACGUCUCUGAGUCACAAGUUCAUGAUAUCUGAGACGAAGAUAAAUGGCCAAGAGUCUGUCCACAUUCAAAGCUGACUCCAAAAAACGAAACGUGUGCAAGAGCAGUUUGAAAGACCAAAGAAAUGAAGUACACAGAUGUAAAACUUUGUCUUAAAAUGCGUGCUAUGAAUAACGGCUGAGAUACUAAACCAACAGAGAGAUCAGACAUUGCAAGACUCAAGAGCAAUGUUUUCGUAGGCUUUGGUAAAGAUGAAGUCCUUCUCAAGGCAUGGAUUGCCAAGCUAUUCAAUACGAUAGCUGUACAAGGCGAGAAAGCUUUCAAGGCAAUAUUGACGAUUCUCGUAUUCGUUAUCGAUGAUUUUUCGUUGAUUUCUGUCAUUCUGUACCAAGCUGCGAGGGACACCAUGCGUAUUUAAGAGAGAACACGGUAAACUAACCUCUCGGCAGGAAAUUUAAUAGCUUAAUUCGACGUUACUCAAAAUUUUGGACCCUUUACUAGAAGAUUGCGUCAAUUUCUGAAAUAAAUGAGAGAAGAAAAAAACAGAGUAGGAAGCACUAAAGUAAAUAGCAGUUACUUUACUCAAUAAAAAUGUUAUUUUUACUUAUUUGCAGAGCGGUGAAAGGUAAAUCAAACUCUGGUCAUAAACAGGCUCUUGUUAGAAUGAAAAGAAGAUGAUCCUUAUAAACAACGACGGAAAUUUAAUUGAAGAUUGUUUGGGCUACUUUUUCUGAUGAAGUGUGUCUGAUGAAAAAGCACUCAAACAUUGAAAUUUGCUUUCGCAGUUGUCAUAAAUACCAAAAUGGAGCCUUCAUUAUAGACAUUUCUGAAUUUGUGAGGACUACUUUACUUGUGAGAAAAUUUUCUUUCCAAAAACGCUCUUGUCAUUUGCUGUUGAAAACAAACAGCAGAAUCGAUAACACUUUAACCAGCAGUUAAUAACUCAAGGUUACCUGCGUAGCUGAUUAUCACACUCAAAACAAAACAAAAAGGAAAUGUUGCGUUUAAAUGAUUAUUCUCACGGGGGCAUUUAAGCACAAUGUUUUUGAGGUGUUGAGCCGACCAGAAGGAGAAUUUGACUGGUUCUAGCCGUGCGUGCCUUGACAUCUAACGAUUAAGUAGGAAGCCUUUCAAUCAGCGUUUAAAGUACACACGGCUACGAAUUUAGGAGCUUUCAAAAAAAGGCCAUGCAGGGAAAGCACACGGUUAACAUCUGACAGUCUUUGUUCGACUUGAAACGUCUGUCCUCAAGCAAACAACUUCUCAAGGGUUCCAUAUCCGGUGAAUCGUUUGUAAAACAUACUAGUGAUGAUCCAAAUUAAAAGAAAACAUUUUCCAGAUGGACUGUAGACAUAUACUUCCCUAAGUCUAACAAUUUUAAGUUUCGAUGGGAGUAAGUAAACACGGAGAUUCGUGCGUGUUUCAGAAAAAUAUCCUAACGGAACCCAUAAAGACGGGCACUUAUGUUCGCAUAACCUGAUCUUAAAAUUGGAAAGGGUUGAAAAACACUUUUCCAUUGAUAAUUCAUAAAAUCCAAGAGAUUCCUUACAGUUUAUAGUACAGAUAAUUCGAAUGCUUCCGACCCCAUCAUCUUGAGCCAGAACAGAGAGAAAAGACUGUGAAAUUAAGACUGUAAGAGUAUUCAGUUUAUUCAUAUUUUUCAGAGUUCAUUUGUCUGCAUUUCGGCGCCACGACACGUUCAUCGUGUGUUUUUCUUUUCUCCACGUAGUUCAUGAAUUCCUUUACAUUCAUGCUCACUGUUUUUCUAUAGGACCCUCUGCGAAUUGGCAAGGCUACGAAGUGACGAUGAAAAAAAAUAAACAUAAGCUGUCAGUCUGCAUUAGAAAUUAAAUAGAGGUUUCCUUUGCGUGUUCAGCCCUUAAAUGCUUUGAUAUCGAUUUGAUAUAACGAUCAAAACUGAUAUUGCAACUGCAAUAAAUUUUUUCAGGGGUAACGGGUUGUCAGUUCGCUCAACCUUGCACUGGCUUACUAGUACACUAUUUAAUUUAUUCAGCCUGGGAAUGGCCAAGCCACGCAAGCUACGUACUCAUAACAGACAAAAGAUUCACACAGUCCUCUUAUUCUCAUAAUGCUACGACAACUCGUCAAAAUGAGCGGGUUGUUCCAAGUUUGUAUCACCGCUGUGUUCCUUUUGCUGACCAUAAAUGGAGGCAAAUCCUCUUCCCCAGUUUUCGCCAAGCCCUACGACCAAAUGAUGGCGUGUAAUCUUAUCUGUGACGUGAUUUAAGACUCGGACGCCAACGAUGCCAUGAAAAUGUUACAAACCAAACUCGAAGGUCUUAUUGCAGCGAUGAAGAAUCAUUCUCCUCCAAGAUAUGGCUCGGUAUGAAGAUCAACCAACAGUUCAAGUUCAUUGUCAUCAAGAAGCAGGUAAGCUCUCUCUCUCUCUGAUCGCUUAUGGAAAAUACCGCGCAACCUCAUUGGGUCGCAACGCGUGGAGGAAGUUAAUCGGUUCACAAUCCUCCUUACAGGCCAUUUGUAAUAAGGAAGGCUUCAAUGCUGCGGGCAGAACCACUAGUACUAGGAAGUGCCAAAGGCUAUUCUAGAGCAAGAAUCGGUAUUCUUGGAAAUAAUGAAAAAGACUGCGCAACCACUGAUUUCAGAGUCGGUUUUGGAACAGGAGGAUAUGUUGACGGCUCUAAUACAUGUGGUAAUGAUGCUAUAGAAGGUGACUCAUCGGACAAUGGAGAGAAGCAUAUCAAAGCUAUUCGAUAUAUCUUGGUGCAGCGACAUGGGAAUCGUUGAACUCUCCUUGACAUGGCUUUCGAACAAUGCCCAAAAUAAACUCAAAUAUGUGGAUGUAGCUCAAGGGAUAAAUGCCAAUGAAAAACAAGUCGUUCAAAACUGAUCACAUUUAUCUUGUUUGGACUUUCGUUAGUUUACCGUUGUUAUCCAGUUUCUGAUCAAAAUUAUUUCCUGACAAUUUUCGACGGUCAUGAUUUAUACAGCUACGUUACUGGAAGAUGGGAUAUGGCAUGAAUAAAAAAAUUGGCGCGAAAAAAUAUUCAUUUUAAAUGACCUAUGCACAUUCGUCAUAUGAUCUAGUGAACAAUCCAUGACAAAGCCUAUUUUCAGCUUAAACUACGAUUUGAGGUGAUGUUUGGCGAGUAUGUGUCAGAAUGCAUCGAGUCUUCUAUUAUUAAUCUGUUGAAAAAUUGUCACGAGAGCAUCUCUAACAGAGCACAGUAAUAAACGUUUAUGAUCGAGAAGUGAUUAUUCCUUCACUAAAAUUGCACAUAAUAAUAAUACUGCGAUCAUUAGCGAUAAAAUCUCAAUAAGGAAGACGGUGCUAAUCUAAUGUCUAAAUUCUAGUUCUCCUUCAUGACUUGAUUUUUCAUUCAGAGAGUUGCUCUUUUUAAGUUGCUCUUUUUAAGUUGCUAUACAAAGACAGCAUUUCUUGUUCCCAUUGCCAGUCGGUCACUUUCGCGGUUGUUGUUCGAUUCGGUAUUAUCAUAAAAAAGUGUCCGCCUCGCUAACAACCUUCAAACCUCUACUCAUCCAAAUAAAUGAACCGGUAUCUUGUUCUCUUUAUAGAUCUGAAUAAAUGUAUGUUAUUAUGCUGAGAGGUCCAUAUUGGGAAAAACUGUGCCCGAGGUCUUAAGAACCGCCCGAGGCCGUAGUAAACAUUUGCUGAGACGCAUACACAUAAACGACGUUACAAGCUAGCUACUCAUAACAGACAAAAGAUUCACAGAGUCCUCUUAUUCUCAUCAAGCUACGACAAAUCGUUCAAAUGAGCGGGCUCCUCCAAGUUUGUAUCACCCCUGUGUUCCUUUUGUUGACCGCAAAUGGAGAAAAAUCCUCUUUCCCAGCCUGCGCUAAGCCAUACGACCAAAUGAUGGCGUGCAAUCUUAUCUGUAACAAGAUUCAAGACUCGGACGCCAACGAUGCCAUGAAAAUGUUACAAACCAAACUCGAAGGUCGUAUUGCAGCAAUGAAGAAUCGUUCUCCUUUACUUCCAGGUAGUCCAACCAGACUGAAGUGUUUUACGUGUCUCGCGUAGCAACUCACCAUUGAUUUGAGGGUUUAAACAACGCGCGCGAUGGUUUCAAAAGCCACACAAACGGUGCUCGUUUUUGUUUUAAAACCCUUCUUUCUAUUCUUCGUAAGUCGGAUUGGGCGUUUUAGAAUGAUAAAAGCUAUUUUUGAAAUAUUAACCUGCACUGUUCUUUUCAUUUCACCAGCCUCUUCUUGCAAGGAACACUACGAAAAAUACAAGUAAAUGAAUAGUGAUACAAUCAUCACAAAAUUAAUGCAAAUGUAUCCUGUACUGUUACAUUUAAGAUAAGUAGACCUUUUUUAGACGCUUCCUCUUGGUUUUUACGAGGGCGGUAGUGACUUUUGUGGACACAAGUAUUUCUGUUGUCCACAGGUUGGCAAGAGUCAAGUUUACUCCCUAAUGUUUGGUUCACAAAACGUUCCUGUUUACUGUCACUUGGGAAACUUUGGAGAUGCGGAGAUGGAGGAUGGACUUUGGCCAUGAGGAUUGACGGCAAGAAGGUUUGCAGCUUUAUUAUCAUGGAAUACCUCUCUUGCGAACUAAGCACUACCAUAACUCUUUCCUUUUCUCAACAUUUCAGAAAACCUACCAUUAUGAUUUCAAGCUUGGGAGCGACAAAUAUGUCUACAACCUUCCCGGAGAAAAAACUGACUUUGACUCAAAAGAGACCAAAUUACCAACCUACUGGAACACACCCUUCUCUCAGAUCUGCCUCGGUAUAAAAAUCAACCAACAGCUCAGGUUUACUGUCAUCAACAAGCAGGCAAGCUCUCUCCACAAGCUCUCUCCACUCAAUGAUCGCUGAUGGAAAAUACCGCAAUACUGCACUGAGUCGCAACACGUGGAAGAAGUUGAUCGGCUUACAGUCCUCCUCACAGACCAACUGUAACAAAGAAAGCCUCAAUACUGCGGGCAGUUCCAAAGGCUAUUCUAAAGCAAGAAUUGGUAUUCUCGGAAAUAAUCAAAAGGACUGCACAACCACUGAUUCUUUAAUCGGCUUUGGAAUGGGAGGAUAUCAGGAUGACGCCAUCUCUUGUGGAAAUUAUGCAAUAAAAGGAUACACAUCGGACAGUGGAGAGAAGCACAUCAAAGUUAUGGGAUAUAUUUCGGUGCAGUGACAAGGGAAUCGUUGAAAUAUCCGUGACAUGGCCUUCGAGCAAUGCCCAAAGUAAACUCAAAUUUGUAAAUGUAGCUCAAGGGGUUAAAGCUAAUGAAAAAAAGUCUGAUACCGUUUAACUAGUUUGGACUUUCGUUCGUUUACCGUUGACAUCCAGUUCAUGAUCAAAAUUAUUUCCUGACAAUUUUCAAUGGUUGUGAUAAUAUAAUAAUUGCUGGAAGUUGGGAUUUCACAUGAAUAAAAAAUUGGCGCAAAAAAAUAUUCCUUGUCAAUGACGUAUACAUAUUUGUGAUAUGAUCCACUGAAUAAUUCACAACAAAACUUAGUUUCAAACUAAGAUUUGAGAUGAUGUUUGACCAGUAUGUGUCAGCAUACAUCGGAUCCUUCCAUCGUUAAUCUGUUAUAAAAUGGUCACGAAUAAUUCCCCAAUAGAGAACAGUAAGAAAAGUUUAUGAUCGAAAAUUGAUUAUCCCUUCACUAAAAUUGCGCACAAUAAUACUCCUAUUGAUAUUUCAUUAGCGAUAAAAUCUCAACACGGAAGAGGUUGCUACUCUUAGGUCUAAAUUCUAAUUCUCCUUCAUGACAACAGUUUUAUUCUGAGUGUCACUCAGUUGGUACACAAAGACAGCAUUUUUUGUACUCAUCUCUAGUUGGUCACUUUCGCGGUUGUUGAACGAUUCGCUGCUACUAGUAGCAGGAGAAUAAAUUACCUAAUGGAACACACCCUUCCCCAAGAUAUGCCUCGGCAUGAAGAUCAGCCCAGAGCAAGAGUUGGUAUUCUCGGAAAUAAUGAAAAAGACUGCACAAGCACUGAUUCUAGAAUCUACUUUGGAGCGGGAGGAUACCAUGACGACAACAGAACAUGCGAAGGUGUUGUUAAGUUCCAAAUAGAGAUGGAAACAAUUUUGGCGGUGGUUUUGAUCUUAGACUACGCAAAAUUUGGUUAUUAAACGUAGCGGUCCAGCAGAUUACAACUCAGAAAUGAACAAAGCUGCUUGAUUGUUCUUAUCAUCGUUAUGAUAUCUCUUGCUUCACUACGUUCUUGUCCCGACUCUUGUACUGUCCCUAAUAAUCAUUUUAGAGCAUUGACGGAUUAAUUAACCCUUUACCUCUCAAGAGAGAAUUUCUCCUUACAAUAUCAAGCAUAGCAGUGAUGGGAAUAAAGAAAAAUAUCAAUUCGGUGUUAUUAGUUAAACACGGCUGUGACGUUUAAGAUUAGUGCGUGUCUCAGAAAACAGAAGUAGUAAGCACGGGCAUUUGUGUUUACAUAACCUAAUAAAGACUAGAAAAGGUUUAAAAAACACUUUUCGAUAGAAAAUCCAUAAAAUCCAUGACAGUCCUUUCAGUUUAUAAUACACAUGUUACGAAUUCUCCCUACCCAAUCAUCUUGAGCCAGAAAGGUUAAAAGACUAUAAAUUUAAGACUAUAAAAGUAUUCAAUUUAUUCAUAUUUGUCAGAGUUCAUUUGUUUGUAUUUUGGCGCUGUAACACCUUCAUCUUGUGUCUUUUUGUCUCCACGUAGUUAAUAAGUUUCUUUUAUUCAUGCUCACCACUUUUUUAUUAGACUUUCAGCCAAUUCCCGCCUGUGAUUUUUUUCGGUUACCGUAAAGAAGUCUGAUUACAAGUAUCUCGCUGCUUGCGUCUUACCGAAAGUGUUUUCAUGAUGAAACUGCAAACUUAGAACAAGAAAAACAUGGAGAACUUGGCUGAUAACCCAAUCAGCAAGUACAUGAAAGUUUUUUAUUCAAUACAUAUUGUAGUGACUACUCUAUAAUGUUCUGAAACAUUUUAAAACGCUACUAACAGCUGAUAGCAUUAAUGUCACAGUUCUAUGUAGACAUAUAAGUUUACAAACCAAUUCACGUCGGCGAGGAACAGAUCUCCUAUUUACUAGCCAAGCUUUGUUUGAAUUAAGAAAAAUGUGCCCUGUGUUUGAAAUUUGGCCUGAUGUCGCAUGCCCAAGACCAUGAGGCUACUUUACCCUUAUGCAGAGCCCAAGAACCCACAUAUGAUAUACAUGGAUACGGUUCUUGGCCGUCUACUGUACAUUUCGUAUAGAAAUUUACUUGUAAUCGACUUAGCGGGCAGUAAAUUUGCAAAUCAAUGGAUUAAGUUUAUUUAAAUUGUAAAUAGUAACAACCUAUUUUAUGAAUACCGUGCAAGAAAUAGUCUUGACGAUUCAAGGAUAAUGUUCCAGAGUCCAAUGCCAAAGAUAUUUUUCGAUGACUUUGCUCCUUAAAUAGUCGUUUCGCAUGCUAAUAGGCAUCCCUCAGAACUAAGGUUAGAAAUAACGAAACAAAAUCGGCGAAGCUGAUGAAAAUACAAUAAACAUUAGCUUUCAAUCCGCAUCAGGAAUUAAAAAAGGCUUCCUUUGCGUGCUCAGCCCUUAAAAGCUCUGAUAUCGAUUUGAUACGAAAACUGAUGUCAAAAACUGAACCGAGCAUACGAAAUUGCAACUGGAAUUAACCUUUUUUAGGAGAAACGGGUUGUCUGUUUUCUUUGCUCUGGCUUACUAGUACACUAUUUAAUUUACCCAGCCGAGGAAGAAGCAAGCCAUGUAAAUAAAUUUUGGUACUUGAUGAAAUAAGAUGGAAAAAAAACUAAAUCGAACGAAAGAAAUAACUUCAUCAAAGUUAUGAAAACUAAAUAUUGACUAUUGGGUUAAAACUCGGAACAGGGUCAUUGGAUUGCCGCCAACAUCAAGAAUAUUUUCGAGUCAGGUAAACAUUUGCUGAUACACAUACAUAAGGUUACGAGCUAGCUACUCAUAACAGACAAAAGAUUCACAGAGUCCUCUUAUUCUCAUAAAGCUACGACAACUCGUCAAAAUGAGUGGGCUGUUCCAAGUUUGUAUCACCGCUGUCUUCCUUUUGCUGACCGUAAAUGGAGACAAAUCCUCCUCUCCAGCUUGCGCCAAACCAUACGACCAAAUGAUGGCCUGUAACCUUAUCUGUAACAUGAUUCAAGACUCGGACGCCAAUGAUGCCAUGAAAAUGUUACAAACCAGACUCGAAAGUCUAACUGCAGCAAUGAAGAAUCGUUCUCCUCCACUUCCAGGUAGUCCAACCAGACUGGAGGAAUUUCAGUGUCUCGCGUAGCAACUCGCGCUAUUGAUUUGAGGGUUGAAACAACAUGUGCGAUUUUUUCAAAAGCCACACAAACGGCUCUCGUUUUUGUUUUCAAACCCUGCUUUCCACCAUUAUUAAGCGUUUAAGAAUGAUGAAACCUAAUUUUUAAAAUAAUAACCUGCACUGUUCUUUUCAUUUCACCAGCGUCGUCAUGCAAGGAACACUACGAAAAAUACAAGUAAAUGAAUAGUGAUACAAUCAUAACAAAAUUAAUGCAAAUAUAUCCCGUGCUGUUAUGUUUAAGAUAAGUUGAUCUUUUUUAGGCGCUUCCUUUUGGUUUUUUACAAUGGCGAUAAUGAAUUUUGUGAACACUGGUAUUUUUGUUGUCCACAGGUCGACAAAGAGUCAAGUUUACCCCCUAAUAUUUGGUUCACAAAACGUUCCUGUUUACUGUCACAUGGGAAGCUUUGGAUGCGGAGAUGGAGGAUGGACUUUGGCCAUGAAGAUUGACGGCAAGAAGGUAUACUACUUUACUAUCAAGGAAUACCACUGUUGUAAACUAUACACCACUAUAACUUUCCUUUUCUCAACAUUUCAGAAAACCUUCCAUUAUGAUUCCAAGUUUUGGAUCGACAAAAAUAUCUACAACCUUCCCGGAGGAAAGACUGGCUUUGACUCAGAGGAGACCAAAUUACCAACCUACUGGAACACACCCUUCUCCUAUGCCUUCUCCCGAGAUAUGCCUCGGUAUGAAAAUCAACCAACAGCUCAGGUUUAUUGUCAUCAACAAGCAGGCAAGCUCUCUCCACUCACUGAUCGCUGAUGGAAAAUAUCGCAACACUGCACUGGGUCGCAACACGUGGAAGAAGUUGAUCGGCUCACAAUCCUCCUUACAGGCCAACUGUAACAAGGAAGGCUUCAAUGCUGCGGGCAGUUCCAAAGGCUAUUCUAAAGCAAGAAUCGGUACUCUCGGAAAUGAUCAAAAAAACAGCGGGACCACUGAUUCCAGAAUCGGCUUUGGAACAGGAGGAUAUCAGGAUGACACCAUCACUUGUGGAAAUUAUGCAAUAAAAGGAUACACAUCAGACAAUGGAGAGAAGCACAUCAAAGCUAUGGGAUAUAUCUUGGUGCAGUGACAAGGGAAUCGUUGAACCCUCCGUGACAUGUCUUUCGAGCAAUUCCCAGAGUGAACUCAAAUAUGUAGAUGUAGAUAUAGGGGUUAAAGCUAUUAAAAAAAAAAGUCGUUCAAAACUGAUCCCGUUUUACUGGUUUGGACUUUCGGUAGUUUACCGUUGUAAUCCAGCUUCUGAUCAAAUUCUUUUCAAACAAUUUUUGACGGUCAUGACUAUAUAGCUGUGUUACUGGAGGUUGGGAUUUGACAUGAAUUUUAAAAAAUUGGCGCAAAAAGAAUAUUCCUUGUCAAUGACGUAAACACCUUUGUGAUAUGAUCCAGUAAAUAAUUCACAACAAAGCCUAAUGUCAUCCUAAACUACGAUUUGAGAUGAUGUUGACGGAAGAGGAAGAACUGACCCUUUAAAGCCCCUUUUGCAAUUUAUCAAAAGAGUAUAAGAUGUUUCUCCAAAACUCCCCAACGUUUCCUUUUAUUAAGAAUCCCCUUGAUUGAAGCACAUGCAUUGUGAUCUUUGAUUACCAAGAAAUUGUAUCCGGACCAAUUUUGCAACCAUGAGGAGCGGUUCAAAAAAAUCCUGCAGUGUUUGUGGGUUCCAAGAGCGUGUGGAACGCCUUCAUAAUUUUUAUGGCCUGCUAACACAAAGUGUCCGUUUUGUUGAUUUUUAUUUGUCUUUUUGCCAGUUAAUUAACAGAAAUAUCCUAAAACACUCUGCCUUUCAAUCUUGAUGCAAUAACCGAAAUCUUACGCGGGCUAUCAUAACAGUGAAAGUGUUCAGACGAGAGUAAACGGCUAUGACGUUUUAGAUUCGCGGGUGUCUUGAGAAAUAUCCCAACAGAAGCAGUAAAGAUGAGUCAUGAGUUUUUCUGCGCUGACACUUACAGCGUUAACAGAAUUUCCAAUAGUAACUCCGUUAAAUCCAUGGCUGCCCCUAUUUUUUCUGCAGCCAUGUUUCGCGUUCUCCCGAUGCACUUGCGCGUCUUGAGAAAUGGGAAGGAAAUUGUAAGUAAAUCAAAGGGCAUUUUAUAUUUGGAAUUGUUCAUUUGUUUGUAUUCCGGCGCUAUCAAAACAUAUCUUGUUUCUCUUACCGCAUGGUUAAUGAGUUUCUUUCAGCCUUGCUUACUCCUCUUCUGUUUUUCUUUCUGCGAAACACCUUUGUGAAUUUAUUCGGUUAUCGUAGAAAAGUCUGGUUUCAGGUCACUUGCUGCGUCCAACUGAAAGUGCAAAAAUCUCCAGAACUUAGCGCAUGAAAAGGAAUGAGAAAGUUUCUUGAUCAGUAAAUCAAAUUUGUUUCUAAAUACAUGUCUUAGUAACUAGUCUUUCAACUUACUCGUAUUGUGUAUAUUUUAAAUGCUCUAAAAUGUGUCAUAGGCGCCACUGACAACCGAGAUAGAAUGACACAUUCCUAUUUACAUCAGUAAGUUUACAAACUGGUUCACGGCUGCGACAAACAGAUGAGUUACUGGCCGAUAAACUUUGUUUGGAAAAAAACAUUCCACGCCUGAUGUUGCAUAUUAAAGACCAUGAGGGCACUUGCUGUAUUCGGGUUUUCCCCAACCUGAGUUCACCGAGAGAUAAUAUGCAUGCGCAUCAUAGCCGUUCGCUGUAGAUUUUGUAAGGGAAUUUGAAGUUUCAUCGGCUAAGCGAGCAGUCAAUUUGCAAAUCAAUGAUUUAAGUUACUUUAGUAGUAAAUAGUAACGAACUAUUUUACGAAAACUGCAAAAUAAAUCAUGCAUGUAUAUAUUUUUUAGAAAUAAUACAUAGACCAGAUAAAAGUUUCGACGAACUGGCUCUCUGCUUGAUCAUCUCGUAUACGAGUAACCAAUCCUAAGACCUAAGCUUAAACUAAAAGGACAAAAUCGCCUGAGCUAAAAGUAGACGGCAGAAAUGCAAUUAUUAUAUUUUUUCGCUGUUGCAUUUUCAGUGUGCACAAAGAGCAGAUAACAGGCUUCCUUAGCUUAUUCAGUCGUUGAAAACUUUAAAAUCGACGGGGAUUAAGAAAAAUUUGAUUUACGAUCAAAACUGAGCGAGGCGAGCGAAAUUGCUUUUGGCACAUUUUUUUCCGCAGGAGUAAGACGUUGUGUGUUUGCUCAACCCUACGACUGUAUUACUAGUAAAGUAUUCUCUAAUUUACUCAGCCACGUAUAAGCAACCGAUAAAAUAUAUUCUUGCUAUAUGAAACUUGAAGAAAAAUUGAGCGAAAGAAAUAACCUCUUCAAAAUUAUAGAAGCCAAGAUCUCGCCAGCGGCUUAAAUUUAGAACAAAGGUUAUUGGAUUGCCACCGACAGUAGGAAUAUUUUGGAGUCCGGUAAAUAUUUACUGAGACACAAUACACAGGGACACGGUUACACGCUUGCUACUCAUAAGAGGGCUGGACAGAACAUUCACAAAGUCUUCCUAUUUGCAUAAAACUAUGACAACUGUAUUCCGUCAAGUUUGUAUCACUGCUACAUUCAUUUUGCUGACCGUGAAUAGCGACAAAUCCCCUUCCCCUAGCUUUCACCAAACUAUACAACCAAAUGAUGGCCUGUAAUCCUAUUUGUAACAUGAUUCAAGACUCGGACUGACAGGAUAAUAAAUUACCUAAUGGAACACACCCUUCCCCAAGAUAUGCCUCGGCAUGAAGAUCAGCCCAGAGCAAGAGUUGGUAUUCUCGGAAAUAAUGCAAAAGACUGCACAAGCACUGAUUCUAGAAUCGGCUUUGGAGCGAGAGGAAACCAUGAUGACAAUAGAACAUGCGAAGGUGUUGUUUAGUUCAAAGUAGAGAUGGAAAUCAUUUUUGUCGGUGGUUUCGAUCUUAGACUAGGCAAAAUUUGAUUAUUAAACGUAGUGGUCUGGCAGAUUACAACUCAGAAAUGUUCAAAGCUAUAAAACCGACACACAGAGCUGUUGAUUGUCCUAAUCAUCAUAUCUUUUGCUUCACCACCUUCUUGUCCCGACUCUCGUACUGUCCCCAAUAUUCAUUUUAGAGCAUUGACGGAUUAAUUAACCCUUUACCUGCCAAGAGAGGAUUUCUCCUUACAAUAUCAAUACAAUAUCAAGCAUAGAAGUGAGGAGAAUAAAGAAAAAUAUCAAUUCGGGAUUAUUAGUUAAACACCGUUGUGACUUUUAAGAUUCGUGCGUGUCUCAGAAAAAUAUCUUAACAGAAGCAGGAAAUACGGGCAUUUGUAAAACUGUUCUAAUGAGUAAAAUCUAAAAUCCAAGCUUUCGCCGAUCAACGGCAUCAUCAGGGAUGUAAUCAUUAGAACAGUUUUGUUUUAAUUAUGCUGCUGAAGGACAACAUGAACAGAUUACGGGCAUUUGUGUUUACAUAACCUAAUCUAAAAACUAGAAAAGGUUUAAAAAAAAAACACUUUUCGAUAGAAAAUCCAUAAAGUCCAUGACAGUCCUUUCAGUUUAUAAUACAAAUGUUACGAAUUCUCCCUACCCAAUCAUUUUGAGCCAGAACGGAAAAAAGACUAUAAAUUUAAGACUAUAAAAGUAUUCAAUUUAUUCAUAUUUGCCAGAGUUCAUUUGUUUGUAUUUUGGCGCUGGAAAACCUUCAUCUUGUGUUUUUUGUCUCCACGUAGUUAAUAAGUUUCUUUUAUUCUUGCUCACCACUUUUCUAUUAGAAUUUCUGCCAAUUCCCGCCUGUGAUUUUUUUUCGGUUACCGUAAAGAAGUCUGAUCACAAGAAUCUCGCUGCUUGCGUCUUACUGAAAGUGUUUUCAUGAUGAAACUGCAAACUUAGAACAAGAAAAACAUGGAGAACUUGGCUGAUAACCCAAUCAGCAAGUACAUGAAAGUUUUUAUUCAAUACAUAUUGUAGUGACUACUCUAUAAUGUUCUGAAAUACUUUAAGACGCUACUAACAGCUGAUUGCAUUAGUGUCACAGUUGUAUGUACACAAAUAAGUUUACAGACCAAUUCACGUCGGCGACGAACAGAUGUGUUAUUUACUGUCCAAGUUUUGUUUGAAUUAAGAAAAAUGUGCCCUAUGUUUGAAAUAUCGCCUGAUGUCGCAUACCCAAGACCAUGAUGCCACUUUACCCUUAUGCAGAGCCCAAGAACCCACAUAUGAUAUACAUGGAUAUGCUUCUUAGCCGCGUAUUGUACAUUUCUUAUAGAAAUUUACUUCUCAUCGACUUAGCGGGCGCUAAGUCGAUGAAUACAUUUACAAAUCAAUGGUUAAGUUUACUUAAAUUGUAAAUAGUAACAACCUAUUUUAUGAAUACCGUGCAAGAAAUAGUCUUGACGAUUCAAGGAUUAUAUUCCAGAGUCCAAUGCCAAAGAUAUUUUUCGAUGACUUUGCUCCUUAAAUAGUCGUUUCGCAUGCUAAUAGGCAUCCCUCAGAACUAAGGUUAGAAAUAACGAAACACAAUCGGCGAGGCUGAGAAGUGCCGAUGAAAAUAAAAUAAACAUUAGCUUUCAAUCCGCAUCAGGAAUUAAAAAAGGCUUCCUUUGCGUGCUCAACCCUUAAAAGCUCUGAUGUCGAUUUGAUAUGAAGAUCGAAACUGAACCGAGCAUACGAAAUUGCAACUGGAAUAAACUUUUUCAGAAGGAACGGGUUGUCUGUUUUCUUUGCACUGGCUCACUAGUACACUAUUUAAUUUACCCAGUCGGGCAAUAAGCAUGCCAUGUUAAUAAACUUUGGUACAUUAUGAAAUAAGAUGGAAAAAAAACUAAAUCGAACCAAAAAAAACUUCGCCAAAGUUAUGAAAGCUAAACAUUGAUCAUGGGCUUAAAACUCGGAACAGGGUUAUUGGAUAGCCGCCAACAGCAAGAAUAUUUUCGAGUCAGGUAAACAUUUGCUGAGACACGUACACGGCACAAAAACCCUUGUUCAUCGUUAGUUUUCCGAAAUGGUGAAAGACUGAAAAAUUCGACAUCAUACUAAUGUUUUCUGAUAUCUGAAAACGGAUGGCAAAUUUACCGUUCACCCUCGGUAAAACUCAAGAAAAACACGAAGUUCAUCACAUGUUACCCUGCACCAGGAAAAUGCCAAUGAACAGCCUGUUUUCUUGAAAGUUUUUCUGUAGUUUUCCUGUGUGCGCGAACGCUUCAUUUUCCACGUGUUUUCCCACAGAAUUACUAACGGUGAAUGCCAUGAAAACAUGAUGUUUUUCUAUUGUUUUCCUGCUCCACGAAAACGCUAGUGUACAGCUUGUUUUCCUGAACGUUUUUCCAUAGUUUUCCCGGGCGCGCGAACGCUGCAUUUUCCAAGCGUUUUCCCACAGAGUUAUCAACGGUGAAUGCAAUGAAAACAUGAUGUUUGUUGAUUGUUUUCCUGCUCCACGAAAACGCUAGUGUACAGCUAGUUUUCCUGAACGUUUUUCUAUAGUUUUCCUAAGCGCGCGAACGUUGCAUUUUCCAAGCAUUUUCCCCACAGAAUUACUAACGGUGAAUGCCAUGAAAACGUGUUGCUCGUCCAUUGUUUUCCUGCUCUAUGGAAACAGUAGUAAACAGCUUGCAUUGUUUUUUUUAGUUUUCGUGAGCGUACGAGCGCUGAAUUCUCAAGUGUUUUCACACACAAUUAUUAAUGGUGAACGUAAAGAAAACAUGAUGUUCGUCCAUUAUAUUCUUGCUCCAUGGAAACGCAAAUGAACAGUUUGUUUUCUGGAACGCCUUGAAAACAACAUGUUCAUCGAUCGUGAUCAUUAUUUCCUGCUCUUGAUCCUGCCCCAUGAAAACGCCAGUGAAUAGCUUGUUUAAUAUUCAGAGUAUUGACAACGAUUGGGUCAUUUGAGCCGUUUGGGUCAUUUGAGGCAGUUGAGCUUAUUGGGUCAUUUAUGUGUAUUGGGUCAUUUGAGACAGUUGGGUCACUGGAACUGAUCAUGAUUAGCUCAUUUGAGGCACUUGGGCCACUGGGGCCAAUUGGGUCAUUUGAGGCAAUACAGUUAUCUCAGCUGGUUGGGUCAUUUUGGCAGUUGGCUCAUUGGAACUGAUCGAGUUAUUUGAGGCAGUUGGGUCACUGGAGCUGAUUAGCUCAUUUGAGGCAGUUGGGCGACUGGAGCUAAUUAGGUCAUUUGAGACAAUUCAGUUAUCUGAUCUGGUUGGGUCAUUUGAGGCAGUUGGCUCAUUGGAACUGAUAAGGUCAUUUUAGGCACUUCAGUUAUUUGAGCUGAUUGGGUCAUUUGAGGAAGUUGGCUCAUUGGAACUGAGAAGCUCAUUUGAGGCAGUUGGGCCUCUGGAACCAAUUAGGUCAUUUGAGGCAAUUCAGUUAUUUGAGCUGGUUGGGUUAUUUUGGCAACAGCAACAACAACAACUUUAUUUUUUCACCCCAAAAUAUACAAUAUGCAGUUAGCUAAUUGGGACUGAUUGGGUCAUUUGAGGCAGUUCAGUCAUUUGAGCUGAUUGGGUCAUUUGAGGAAGUUGGCUAAUUGGAACUGAUUAGCUCAUUUGAAGCAAUUGGGCCACUGGAGCUAAUUGGGUCAUUUGAGGCAAUUUAGCUAUCUGAGCUGUUUGGGUCAUUUGAGGCAGUUGGCUCAUUGGAACUGACAAGGUCAUUUGAAGCAAUUCAGUAAUUUGAGCUGAUUGGGUCAUUUUGGCAGUUGGCUCAUUGGAACUGAUUGGGUCAUUUGAUGCAAUUCAGUCAUUUGAGCCGAUUGGGUCAUUUGAGGCUGUUGGGUCUCUGGAACUGACUAGCUCAUUUGAGGCAGUUGGGCCACUGGAGCCAAUUGGGUCAUUUGAGGCAAUUCAGUUAUCUGAGGUGGUCGGGUCAUCUGAGUUAGUUGGGUCACUGGAACCCACUAGGUCAUUUGAGGCAAUUCGGUUAUUUGAGCUGAUUGGGUCAUUUGAGGAAGUUGGCUGAUUGGAACUGAUAAGCUGACUUGAAGCAGUUCGGUCAUUUGAGCUGAUUGGGUUAUUUGAGGCAGUUGGGUCACUGGAACUGAUUAGCUCAUUUAAGGCAGUUGGGCCACUGGAACCAAUUGGGUCAUUUGAGGCAAUUUAGUCACCUGAGGUGGUUAGGUCAUUUGGGGUAAUUGGGUCACUGGAACCAAUUGGGUCAUUUGAGGCAAUUCAGUCAUCUGACCUAGUUGGGUCAUUUGAGGCACUUAGGUCACUGAAACUGAUUGGGUCGUUUGAGGCAAUUCAGUCAUUUGAGCUGAUUGGGUCAUUUGAGGCUGUUGGGUAACUGGAACAGAUUGGACCAUUAGAGGCAAUUUAGUUCUCUGAGCUGGUUUGGUCAUUUGAAGCAGCGAGGUCACUGCAACCAAUUUGGUCACUUGAGGCAACUCAGUCAUUUGAGCUGGUUGGGUCAAUGUAACUGAUUGGGUCAUUUGAGGCAAUUCAGUCAUUUGAGCUGGUUGGGUUAUUGGAACUGAUUGGGUCAUUUGAAGCAAUUCAGUCAUUUUAGCUGAUUGGGUCAUUUGAGGCAGUUGUGUCUGAUUAGAUUAAAUAAUUAGAUAAUUUGUGUCUGUUAGAUCAUUCAUGUCUAGUGGGCCACAAGUGUUGGUUGUUUGUUUCUGUUGCAUCAUUUGAGUCUGUCGGAUUAUUUGUGCCUUUUAGAUAAUUUUGUGUCUGUUGGAUCAUUUUGUCUAUUGGAUCAUUUGUGUCUCUUUGAUCAUUUGUGUCUCUUUGAUCAUUUGUGUCUCUUGGAUCAUUUGUCUCUUGGAUCAUUUGUGUUUGUAGGUCAUUUUUUCCAGUGCUCCAUUGUAAACAAUGUAUUUUGCACCAAUUGGGUCAUAUGUCCAGUUUGGUAUUACUGGUCCCAUGGCUCAUUUGUGCCAGUUUGGUAAUUUGUUGUUAAUGGGUAGUUACAUCAGAAAUAGAAUUAUUAUAUUGAUCAUUGAAACAUUAUCAUACUUCAUUUUGCUGAGUCUCUCUAUGCUUAGCAUAUACAAAAUACAACAACAUGGAAGACAUAAUCAUUAUAUUUUAUUGUUGCAUUUCGAUAACUUGUAUGACAGUAAUUUUUAAACUCAAAAUAAAAAAUCAGUGCAAUGAAGCCUUCUAUCAGUCUAACUUGUUACUCCAAGAACAUUUUCUUGUUUGUAAACUUUUUCCCCUGAAGAACAGUUGGAUUUAAUUCUCUGAACUGGCAUGAAACAAGCUGGGCCAAACAGAUCAAAUGAGUUACACCAGAUUUCCACUGGCACUCCAUGUGAAAAACGUUCUGGAUGAACUGAGUACCAAUUUACUCUUGCAAAGUAAAACAUGUAUCGCUGCUCUGGCAAAUAUGAUUCUGCUAAUUUAACCUUAAUACGGUGACGAAAAAAAAUGAAAUAACUUGUCCUGGUCUGACAUCAUUACAUCCACUGCUACAAGCUAACCGUCCUUCAUGACCUGCCCAGUUUGCUAGAACAAAUGAAUUCCUUGUGGUCUGGCUUUGCGAUGAUCCAUACACUACAGAUCCAACUUUGAGCGAUUUAAAUUCUGCAAUGGUGUGUGGCAUUUCAAGGAAGGUACCCUCACCAAGUCCUAAGAGUUCUUUAUAUACUGACUCUAGUGCAGUUAAAUCAUCAGUGUCUAAUGUUUCAUCUCUAAAUGUUGACAUUUCAACUAUAUCAUCACUUGCAGUCCAAUCACACAAAUGCAAGUCUUUGAUGGAUAUCUCCCUGUGCUGUCGAAGACUGAGGAACUGUUUAAUUGGCUCUUGUGUGUCCUUUACAGACCCUGAACUGUGUGAGCCCUCAAAAAACUCCAAGAAAGUCUCCUGAAACAUUUCUGGGUACUCAAAGUCCUUAACUUUGGUUUGUGACAAAAAUUUUCGCAUCAACUGAAUUUCAAUAGAGCGAUUGUUCGUAUGAAAAGAUCCCAGGAUACCAUUAAAUCUUUCAAAACUGAAGCACCAGAAAGAAUGAAAGGGGCCAUAAUCUAGAAGGCACUCUUUAAGGUGUCCAUGUAGAUGCAUAUUUGGAGUAACCAGAUCCUUCCCACAUAGUUCUUCAAAUGUGUGACAAAAUUCCAUUAAAUGUCUGUCCCCUUGCUCAAUAUCAUCAUCAGUAAGAAUUUUCUUUCCAAGAGUUUUACAGGCAAGGACAAAAUGACGCCAACACUCAAGGUGGUUUUCAGGGAGAACUCCUUUUAAAGCAAACAAUGAAUAAACUACUGUCCAGUUCUUCCAUUGAUCAGCAGUAAAUCCUGAAAAACUGUUGGCAAUCUUUCCAGGUAUGCGUCCAAUAUCUUGAGGCACUGUCAUCCCAUCGACCAGUUCUUGGAUCCUUUGAAAGUCCUCAUCAGAUAUGAAAUCAUUUUUUUCAUUAAGCCACACAUUUUUCAUGAUGUGUUUGGCUGUUCCCAGAUAAAGAUUGUGCAUGGGGUCCACAACAAAGUAGCGAAUACAGUCAAAAUAGUCUAGUUCUUGCAGAACUGAAUACCUAGCACCUAACUGAGAACACAGUUUUUGUUGUGCAGUAGGGCUGGUUUCAUCCAUUGUUCUUUUUGCAGAACACUUAUGCUCAGAGGAUGUUCUGGGGCUCCAGUUUUCUCGAUCAAAACCACUAAAAUCGAGGCCAUCUCUAGAACCAAAAGAUUUCUUACAGCGAGAACACCCUUGUGAUGACAUGUGACUUAGAAAUCCCCUAUUUUUCUUGUGGCUGGAAUGUCUGAGGAGACACAAAUGAGUCCAACCUUUAUUGGUCGUUUAAAAAACUACCAUGAACUGAGAAUCGUUCCUUACAAGCCCACAAAAAGCUUGUAACUCUCUCACAAGCGGUUCAAGGAAAGUGUUGGCAGUUAGCUUUGGCUCUGAAGGUCCAGGCAGAAUUCCAGUUACUAUGAUGUUCUCAAGUCUAUAUCUUUCAUGACGAGGUAAAUUAAGUAGAACAAGAUACACAACUCCAACUGAUCCUGGUGAAUGCUUAUGAGGUCUGAACCAAUCUACAUUAAGCAUGAAAGCUAAGCUGUUCGAGUUUGAAAGAAACCCAGUUGAAGACAGCUCCUCCAAACAUUCCCUUGGUAGAUAUCUGUCUUAACAUUUGCAGAGGAAACCUGAUUUCUCCAUUCUUGACAUUUGUUCCACAGUCCAGGUCUAGCCAGAAGACGCUGCAAAGACUUCACAAUCGAGUUAUAUGGAUACACCAUUCUUGGAUAAAGAAAUGUUUUUGUUCCAUUCUGAACAGUCUUUAGUAGUAUUUCAUCACAAGGACCUAAGGAAAAGAACUUCAAAAGUUAUACAAACCCAGCUCAUGUGGAAAACCUGUAAUUUAAUAUAGAAAUAAAAAAUUCUUUCUUACUGAGUACUCAUUGCAUACUCAUUGAACUUGUUCACUUCUAGAAAACCCUCUCCAAGAUGAUGAGAAAAGUCCACAGUUUUUCUAAUAAGCAAAAUAAUCUUCAUUUUAAGAAUGCAGCAACUCACCAGUUUUGCUCCCCCAAUAUCUUUGAUGUAGUAUAUAAGAAAACAAGUGCAAGGGUUUGAUUGUGGCAUCCAAAUGUUGAGAAACAUGAAAUGAAAGCACAAGGCUGCUGGUUUAAUUUGUUUUGAGAUGUUUGGAUGCCACAACCAAACCUGAAGCAAGAGCCUUUUAGCUUGCUUCACAAACUGCCUAUUUCAAUCAUCACCUAAAUUGUCACAUUAUUGUUAUGCUCUUUUCGUUGGUUGCAUAAUUUUGGACAUUUUAUCAGCAACUAUCCAUCUGUUGUCUCUUUCGGGUUUCUUUGGGGGAUUCAAAGUGUGUGCUAAAUUUAUGGUAGUUUUGCUCAUUUAGUUUAUAGCUCUAUGGUUAGUUGGAGCUUAAUUAUGGCAGAAAGUAAUGCAGUUAACCGUUUUCACAUCCCGAAAAGGGGUGAAGAGCAAGGUAAACUGCUAAAGGAAAGUUUUCCCUAAUGUAGUGUAAUUUUCUUAUUUGCCUUACACAUACACAUAAAUUUAGAUAUUCAGUAGAAACUUAUAUCCAGAUCACUGAUGAUCUGGAUGUGUUUUUAUUGAAUAUCUGGAUUCAUGCAUGUGACGAAAUACAGAUAUACAUAUUUAUCAAGUAUCUAGUUUUAUGCAUGUGACAAAAUACUUUCCACUCAUUGGCCAAUAACCUCAGAAUAAUUAAUGAGUUUGAGGAGGAAUACAUCACAUGCACAUAAAAUGAACUGACUGCUAUGUAGUUUCUUACCUCUGCGAUUCCUGUGUGGGUGUCUUGACCAUGGUACAAACUUACAUCGAGCUGAAACUUGCCUUCCACAACGGUUCUGGAUGCAGUCUUUGUAAUCAUACAGGUUUUUGCACUUUGGGCACACAACAUAUUUAAUAAAUUCAUCAUUUCCUAGUAGCCCAAGGUUCUUCCUUAACUUGUAAAGCGUACUUGGCAAACGUUUUGAAAGUCUAGAAAUUAUACCAUUCUCAUCAAAAGUUCCAAGAAGCCCCAAGAAACGACUAAGAAAUUUGAGUAGCAUUUCAACAGCUGAGUCUGUCACAAAGAAAGCUGACUGCCAGGAUACUAGAAACAAUAACAACCAAAAUACAAGAAUACCGCAUCUGUCGGAGAUUGAGGGUGAAUAUUCAUCGGCAUUCUCAGUUGAUUGAUUCUGCUCAAAAUCCUCUUCAGAGUCUUGAGCAUUUGGAAAACCAGACCAGUCUUCGUUCACAGAAUCUUCCCUGACAUUUCUACCACUUUCAUAUGCUUCGAUCUCUUCAUCGUCGUCCUCAAAGUAAGACAGAUCUUCUUCGCUAAAACGUUUCCUUAAUCGGUCCUUGAGUCUUCUUCUAAGAUCUGGAGACAAAGGGCAAUCGAUGAGUUCCGCCUCAGUUCCAUCGAUGCCCUCAUCUACCUCAUGGCAGUUGAUCGGCGACUCUGUCUCAAGGCCAUCGCCAUUGCAUAAGUUGCCGUUUGACAAAAGCUGUGGAGCAUCAUCAGCGUCUCGGUGGAUUUCAUCGCCAGAACUGUCCGGGCAAACGUGUGUCCUCGCUCCAGAAUAGGAGUAACUAUUUCCACAUCUAGAACAAUAAAUUCGACGCCUAUUCCGCCGAUUCAGUUCGCGAGGAAAGCUUCUUUUGGCAUUGUAAGGUGCUCCAAUCAGCAAAAUAACGAAAAAGGAACUUCGAUCCCAAAAUACAGGAUGAAAUCUUGUCAAAUACUUAAUAAAUUUUGUUAAUUGUUUAAAUUGACCACUAAGAACAUUACUUUGAUGAAGGAUUUUAAUUUUUGCGUCCCUCUUGGCGCCAUACAUAAGACCGCUGACCAUCAUGCACGAAAUUUUGACCAAUCAUAUCGAUUGUUAUGACUGCAUACUUCAUUGGACCAAUCAUAUUCCUUGUUUUAGUUUGUUCGUGAAGGAAAACUCACAACAAUCAUUCCACGUACGACUUGCAAGUCGAGUGAAAGCUGUCUAUUUACCUAACUCUUUAUCGAGAAAUGGCAUCUAGCAGAGCCUCAAAUGUAUCCGAAUUUCGCCAAGUCUUGAGUAGACUCAAAGAUUUACAUGAGAAGUUGGAAAGGUCCGAUCAAUCUAGUCUUGCAGCUAAAUUGUCGGACAUAAAUGACUCCUUAAGCAUUAUCGAAGGUAACCAGACUGACUUCUCCGAUACAGUCCUGCAAACUUUGGAGAGGAUCCAUUCUACGAUGGUAAAUGGCUUUAAAACUAUGGAAGACAGGAUAUCCACGCUAGAAGCCAAACUAACCAGCCAUGAGACUGGAAGCUAUGAUGCAGUGACGCCGCCGAAUUCUUCAAGAAAAAGAAAAAUCGCACGGCACCCUGAUCUUUCGGUAAGAUAUGUGAAUAUUUUCCUCUUUGCUAUUUCUUUGCGUUGAGAAUGUUAACCAUAAAAUUUAUAAGAUAUAUCAAAGGAUUACCCGGUAAGAACAUGGAAAGUGAAGUCAAAAGACGUUUUCAAAUUUCGUGCGCAUUUUGUGAUUUAUAUCACACCUUUUGAUUGAUCAAAGCCGAUCCCCGCCAUUUUUGACUUGCUGUCGGUUGCGAAUUUCUUUUAUCAUCCGUCCUCUUUCGGUGACGCUAACGUCCCCUUAGUUCAAAGAUGUGUUUAUGCAUGUGAGCGAUUGAUUUGUUUGCUCUCUCUUAGAAAGAGAGAAGGAAUGACAAACUUAAAUUUUCUGAUGUUUAAAACACUCAGUUAAAUUCCUCUUGCAUUUAUUGAUGAUCAUUCACAGCAUUACGUCCGCUCCAAGAUGGAACAGUUAGGACUGUCGUGGAACACGGAAAGGAAGUAAGUUCAUAGCCAAAGGGGAGUAAAGAUACUUGUAACAUAGUUUGUGAUUGAAUAGUUUACAACGGAAGUCCAUGUGGAAAGAAAGUGGGAGGUGCAAGUGGUUUGAAGAGCUACGCAUUAAUAAAAUCUCAACCACAAAGGAAAAAAGUAGAAUUAAAGUGGUGAGAGCAGAAGUAAAAAUCAUCGUUUUAGUCCCACGUUUUCUUGAUCAGUCAUGUUAGUCCAUGGAAGUUCACUGUAAGAAUACCAUACUGAGGAAUGCUGUGUCAUGGCUCCAUUUGGGCUAUUUGUACCACUUACACCAAAAGAAGAGGUUUCUCAUAAACCUAACCAUUUGAAUAAUGAGUUACAGUUUCUAUUUGGGGGAACCUAUGCUGGAAAUGACUUUGAGGUUUUGCAAUUUACUUUUAUAUACACAUUAUAUUCCAACAGGGAGAAUGAGCCACCAAACCAAGAAGUUGCCAGAAGACUUCUUAAAGAAGUUCAAGAAGUUGAGCACGUAAAGAAUGACUCUCUCUGCACAGAGAGGCGGAUAUUUGGUAUGUUUCCCUUUGUUAUUGAUUUUUUUAAUUGGUCAGGACCUUUAAGUCAACUAUUUAUCACUUAUCGACUCCAAGAAAUGGAUAUCUCACUCAACUUUUGCUUCAUUGGGAUUGAUUUCUUUUAAAGUUAAACCGCAAGAAACCUGCUCUGUUUACAUCACCUAAGUUGGCUCACAAUGCCUACAUGUUGUCUUUUUUUUCAAACAGAGUAAAUGAUUUUAGCUCUGGUACAUUAACUGUAUAAAGCUAGUCAAAUAAUUUCUCAGGUACAGCUUCAGUAUUAAACCUUGGUUUCCUGGCCUGACCUCAGAAAUAUUUAAAUUUUCAGAUGCUGUCUCUCAAAACUUUGCCUCCAACAAAAGAAAGAGGAGGCAGAUGGAAAAUGGUACAUAUGAGCAGUACCAAAGGGAACAGAAGAGGAGGCAAAAGAAUUAAAAGGGUAAGAGUUAGCUUGCUUCAAUGAUGUUUCUACAAAAAGUUAACUGUGGACCAUUUCAUUCACCUCUUAAACUCUUUCUUUUUCCUCUAUUUCUCUACCCUAUGUGAUUGUGGAGAUUGCCAUUGAUGAUGUUUUUCUGCUUGAGCUUAGUUUAAUAUUGAAAAUUGAAUGUCAUGUUAGUUGUGCAAUGAGCCAAGCAGUUUUGGAAAUGUCUUUAAGUAUUAUGAGUUAGAGAGAAACAUCUAUUUUAAAUGAUGAUGAAACCACAACUAUUGUUUAUUUAAUGAAAGUCUGCUAAGUCUAAAACUUUUCAUGUUUUACCCUAGAAACUGGAGAAGAGACUGAGAGUGGUUACUGAGGAAGAAAAGGAGUCAGAAUUGUUCGAGGCAUUGCAUUUGUCAAUGAUAUCCUCAGAUGAAUCUGAUGGCGAGGAUGACACCCUGUCCACAAAGCAUCUUGUCUGGAGGGCAGAGGAGGUUUCUUCUUUCUUCAAAGAACUGGACUCACGGCAUAGGGCAAAUAUGUCCACCCAACAAAGGAGGCAGUCUGUAAACAGGCAGGUUGGCCUUCCAAGUACCAGAAGCCACAAUGAAGUGCCAGAGAAAUUGCUCUGGGCCAUUAAAUUGUAAUUAUUUUCUGUUUUUUUUUUCCAUGAAUGCUGUUAUUGUUUACUAGGCAAUUUUGGUUACAGUGAAUCCAUUAGAGUAAAGCAGUAAUUAAUGGAUGUUCUUGAUUUAGAUUAGAUAUGGGAUAUUUACUUCUAGAAGCCCUGCUAUGUUCCUUAAGUUCAACUGCAAAAGUUCUUUUACACUUGAGGAUGGUGUUGAGUAGGAUUUUUCAAACUCUAAGGUUUGAGCCUAGAAAAUUUUUGAGUAUUUUUGUGAUGUUUAUCAAAAUUAAGGAAACAGCUCGAAAUGUUGAACUGGAUGAUACAUGUAAAAGCUUCUUUUACAACUGCCUGUGUGAGUCCCAAUAUAAUCAUCCAAAUUUCACAUAUAUGCAUUUCAACAUUUUCCCAAUUUUAUAUAUGAUCCACCUCAGGUGGUGAACAGAUAUUAGGUUUCACUCAUUUUUGUGCAAGGUUUGUUUGUGUCAUUUAGAAGUCUCAUUUUAUUGACCAAAAUGAAGCAGAUUGUAUUUGUUUGCCAAGGGUGAGACAUACGAUUUUGUUGAUAUUGUAGUAAGAGUGCAUUUUUUUUGCGCUGAUACUUUUAAAAUUUUUUUUUAAUGUUAGUUUUCAAGGUUUUCUGUGCUGUGAAUAUUUGUAAAAAUUGUAUAAUUAAGAACUGAUGUAACUAGGUGAAUACUACUUUGGUUAAUUGGUAAUAAAAAGGCUUCAAAAAAAUUUAUGUCAAGGCUCUUAUUACUUGCGUCACAUACGGGAGGGAAUGAUUCCAAGUAGUUCAAUGGAUCAUUUGAUUUGCGAAGUGGAUUCAGCGACUGGUAGAACUUCUUCAAAAUCGUUCUAGAGCAAGGGAGCCUGGAGCUAAAGAAAUUAUGAGCGAGAGAAGUAAAUGUAAAUAUAAAUUUCCAAAUGGUUGACAGUGUAAAACACCGAUGAAUAUAGGAAUACAUGCCAUUUUCCGCACGAUAAUCGAACGGUAAAUACAAGAAAAUGCGUGGGAAUAACCGCAUUCGGGUGGUGAACCGCCGCUAACAACGCGUUUCCUCAACGCAAACAGCUGCAAACGCUAGAAAACAUUGUAUUUCAAUUUGUUAACCAACCCGUGAACGUUGGACGACACUUGGUUUUCAAGCGUUAUCUACGCAUUUACUGUCCUAGAAAAUGGAAGAAAACGCAUUGUCUUCAACGGAAAACGUCUGUGAAAACAAUGUUUUGUUACUGAGAAAACACCAGUAAACAACGGAAUACAAACUGUUUUCCCGUCUGUUAACCGUACUCUUAACACUAAGAAAACAAUCGUUUUCAUAGAGUUCACUGUGGAGGAAAACUGCUGGAUAAUGGAACGAAUACUCCAAUUUGCCGACUCGAAAACAACGGGAGAACGUUGGAUUUUCUUUUCGGAAAAUGUCAGAAAAUGGGUGAAUAAUGCUGCGUUUUCAAAUAUUCACAACUUGUUUUCCGAACGGGUGAACACCACUUUUUUUGCAGUGGUACACAUAAACAAGGUUACAAGCUAGAUACUCAUAACAGACAAAAGAUUCACAGAGUUCUCUUAAUUUCAUAAAGCUACGACAACUUGUCAAAAUGAGUGAGCUCCUUCAAGUUUUUAUCACCGCUGCGUUCCUUUUGCUGACCGUAAAUGGAGACAAAUCCUCUUCCCCAGCUUGCGCCAAGCCGUACGACCAAAUGAUGGCAUGUAAUCUUAUCUGUAACAUGAUUCAAGACUCGGACGCCAACGAUGCAAUGAAAAUGUUACAAACCAAACUCGAAGGUCUUAUUGCAGCGAUGAAGAAUCGUUCUCCUCCACUGCCAGGUAGUCCAACCAAACUGAAAUAUUUUAGGUAUCUCGCGUAGCAACUCGCUCUAUUGAUUUGAUGGUUGAAACAACGUGUGCGAUUGUUUCAAAAAGCCACACAAACGGUGCUCGUUUUUUUUUUAAAACCCUGAUUUCUAUUCUUCGUAAGUCGGAUUAAGCGUUUUAGAAUAAUAAAAGCUAUUUUAAAAAUAUUAACCUGCGCUGUUCUUUUUCAUCUCACCAGCCUCUUCUUGCAAGGAACACUACGAAAAAUACAAGUAAAUGAAUAAUGAUACAAUCAUAACAAAAUUAAUGCAAAUAUAUCCUGUAUUGUUAUAUUUAAGAAAAGUUGAUCUUUUUUAGGAGCUUCCUCUUCGUUUUUUACAAUGGCCAUAAUGAAUUUUGUGAACACUUGUAUUUCUGUUGUCCACAGGUGGACAAAGAGUCAAGUUUACCCUCUAAUAUUUGGUUCACAAAAUAUUCCUGUUUACUGUCACAUGGGAAACUUUGGAUGUGGAGAUGGAGGAUGGACUUUGGCCAUGAAGAUUGACGGAAGAAGGUAUGCUACUUUUUUUAUCAAGGAAUACCACUGUUGUAAACUAUACACCACUAUAACUUUCCUUUUCUCAACAUUUCAGAAAACCUUUCAUUAUGAUUCCAAGUUUUGGAGCGACAAAAAUGUCUUCAACCUUCCCGGAGGAAAGACUGGCUUUGACUCAGAGGAGACCAAAUUACCGACCUACUGGAACACACCCUUCUCCAAGAUAUGCCUCGGUAUGAAAAUCAACCAACAGCUCAGGUUUAUUGUCAUCAACAAGCAGGCAAGCUCUCUCCACUCACUGAUCGCUGAUGGAAAAUAUCGCAACACUGCACUAGGUCGCAACACGUGGAAGAAGUUAAUCGGCUCACAAUCCUCCUUACAGGCCAACUGUAACAAGGAAGGCUUCAAUGCUGCAGGCAGUUCCAAAGGCUCUUCCAAAGCAAGAAUUGGUAUUCUUGGAAAUAAUCAAAAACACUGCGCGACCACUGAUUCCAGAAUCGGCUUUGGAACAGGAGGAUAUCAGGAUGACACCAUCACUUGUGGAAAUGAUGCAGCAAAAGGUCAGACAUCAGACAAUGGAGAGAAGCACAUCAAAGCUAUGGGAUAUAUCUUGGUGCAGUGACAAGGGAAUCGUUGAACCCUCCGUGACAUGUCUUUCGAGCAAUUCCCAGAGUGAACUCAAAUAUAUAGAUGUAGAUAUAGGGAUUAAAGCUAUUAAAAAAAAGUCGUUCAAAACUGAUCCCGUUUUACUGGUUUGGACUUUCGGUAGUUUACCGUUGUAAUCCAGCUUCUGAUCAAAUUCUUUUCCAACAAUUUUUGACGGUCAUGACUAUAUAGCUGUUUUACUGGAGGUUGGGAUUUGACAUGAAUUAAAAAAAUUGGCGCAAAAAGAAUAUUCCUUGUCAAUGACGUAAACACCUUUGUUAUAUGAUCCAGUGAAUAAUUCACAACAAAGCCUAAUGUCAUCCUAAACUACGAUUUGAGAUGAUGUUGACGGAAGAGGAAGAACUGACCCUUCAAAGCCCCUUUUGCAAUUUAUGAAAAGAGUAUAAGAUGUUUCUCCAAAACUCCUCAACGUUUCCUUUUAUUAAGAAUCCCCUUGAUUGAAGCAAAUGCAUUGUGAUCUUGGAUUACCAAGAAAUUGUAUCCGGACCAAUUUUGCACCCAUGAGGAGCGGUUCAACAAAAUCCAGCAGUGUUUGUGGGUUCCAAGAGCGUGUGGAACGCCUUCAUAAUUGUUAUGGCCUGCUAACACAAAGUGUCCGUUUUGUUAUUUUUAUUUGUUUUUUUGCCAGUUAAUUAACAGAAAUAUCCUAAAAAAAUUCUGCCUUUCAAUCUUGAUGCAAUAACCGAAAUCUUACGCGGGCUAUCAUAAGUCAGUAAAAGUGUUCAGACGAGAGUAAACGGCUGUGACGUUUUAGAUUCGCGGGUGUCUUGAGAAAUAUCCUAACAGAAGCAGUAAAGAUGAGUCAUGAGUUAUUCUGCGCUGACACUUACAGCGUUAACAGAAUUUCCAAUAGAAACUCCGUUAAAUCCAUGGCUGCCCCAAUUUUUCUGCAGCCAUGUUUCGCGUUCUCCCGAUACACUUGUCUAGAGAAAGGGCAUUUUAUAUUUGGAAUUGUUCAUUUGUUUGUAUUCCGGCGCUGUCAAAACAUAUCUUGUUUCUCUUACCGCAUGGUUAAUGAGUUUCUUCCAGCCUUGCUUACUCCUCUUCUGUUUUUCUUUCUGCGAAACACCUUUGUGAAUUUAUUCGGUUAUCGUAGAAAAGUCUGGUUUCAGGUCACUUGCUGCGUCCAACUGAAAGUGCAAAAAAUCUCCAGAACUUAGCGCAUGAAAAGGAAUGAGAAAGUUUCUUGAUCAGCAGAACAAAUUUGUUUCUAAAUACAUGUCUUAGUAACUAGUCUUUCAACUUACUCGUAUUGUGUAUAUUUUAAAUGCUCUAAAAUGUGUCAUAGGCGCCACUGACAACCGAGAUAGAAUGACACAUUCCUAUUUACAUCAGUAAGUUUACAAACUGGUUCACGGCUGCGACAAACAGAUGAGUUACUGACCGAUAAACUUUGUUUGGAAAAAAACAUUCCUCACCUGAUGUUGCAUAUUAAAGACCAUGAGGGCACUUGCUGUAUUCUGAUUUUCCCCAACCUGAGUUCACCGAGAGAUAAUAUGCAUGCGCAUCAUAGCCGUUCGCUGUAGAUUUUGUAAGGGAAUUUGAAGUUUCUAAGCGAGUAGUCAAUUUGCAAAUCAAUGAUUUAAGUUUACUUUAGUAGUAAAUAGUAACGAACUAUUUUACGAAAACUGCAAAAUAAAUCAUGCAUGUAUAUAUUUUUUAGAAAUAAUACAUAGACCAGAUAAAAGUUUCGACGAACUGGCUCUCUGCUUGAUCAUCUCGUAUACGAGUAACCAAUCCUAAGACCUAAGCUUAAACUAAAAGGACAAAAUCUCCUGAGCUAAAAGUAGACGGCAGAAAUGCAAUUAUAUUAUUUCGCUGUUGCAUUUUCAGUGUGCACAAAGAGCAGAUAACAGGCUUCCCUAGCUUAUUCAGUUGUUGAAAACUUUAAAAUCGACGGGGAUUAAGAAAAAUUUGAUUUACGAUCAAAACUGAGCGAGGCGAGCGAAAUUGCUUUUGGCACAUUUUUUUCCGCAGGAGUAAGACGUUGUGUGUUUGCUCUGACCCUAAGACUGAAUUACUAGUAAAGUAUUCUCUAAUUUACUCAGCCACGUAUAAGCAACCGAUAAAACAUAUUCUGGUUAUAUGAAACUUGAAGAAAAAUUGAGCGAAAGAAAUAACCUCUUCAAAAUUAUAGAAGCCAAGAUCUCGCCAGCGGCUCAAAUUUAGAACAAAGGUUAUUGGAUUGCUACCGACAGUAGGAAUAUUUUCGAGUCCGGUAAAUAUUUACUGAGACACAAUACACAGGGACACGGUUACACGCUUGCUACUCAUAAGAGGGCUGGACAGAACAUUCACAAAGUCUUCCUAUUUGUAAAAAACUAUGACAACUGUAUUCCGUCAAGUUUGUAUCACUGCUACAUUCAUUUUGCUGACCGUGAAUAGCGACAAAUCCCCUUCCCCUAGCUUUCACCAAACUAUACGACCAAAUGAUGGCCUGUAAUCCUAUUUGUAACAUGAUUCAAGACUCGGACUGACAGGAGAAUAAAUUACCUAAUGGAACACACCCUUCCCCAACAUAUGCCUCGGCAUGAAGAUCAGCCCAGAGCAAGAGUUGGUAUUCUCGGAAAUAAUGCAAAAGACUGCACAAGCACUGAUUCUAGAAUCGGCUUUGGAGCGAGAGGAAACCAUGAUGACAAUAGAACAUGCGAAGGUGUUGUUUAGUUCAAAGUAGAGAUGGAAAUCAUUUUUGUCGGUGGUUUCGAUCUUAGACUAGGCAAAAUUUGAUUAUUAAACGUAGUGGUCUGGCAGAUUACAACUCAGAAAUGUUCAAAGCUAUAAAACCGACACACAGAGCUGUUGAUUGUCCUAAUCAUCAUAUCUUUUGCUUCACCACCUUCUUGUCCCGACUCUCGUACUGUCCCCAAUAUUCAUUUUAGAGCAUUGACGGAUUAAUUAACCCUUUAACUCCCAAAAGAGAAUUUCUCCUUACAAUAUCAAUACAAUAUCAAGCAUAGAAGUGAGGAGAAUAAAGAAAAAUAUCAAUUCGGGAUUAUUAGUUAAACACCGUUGGCACUUUUAAGAUUCGUGCGUGUCUCAGAAAAAUAUCUUAACAGAAGCAGGAAAUACGGGCAUUUGUAAAACUGUUCUAAUGAGUAAAAUCUAAAAUCCAAGCUUUCGCCGAUCAACGGCAUCAUCAGGGAUGUAAUCAUUAGAACAGUUUUGUUUUAAUUAUGCUGCUGAAGGACAACAUGAACAGAUUACGGGCAUUUCUAUUUACAUAACCUAAUCUAAAAACUAGAAAAGGUUUUAAAAAAAAACACUUUUCGAUAGAAAAUCCAUAAAAUCCAUGACAGUCCUUCCAGUUUAUAAUACAGAUGUUUCAAAUUCUCCCUGCUCAAUCAUCUUGAGCCAGAACGGAAAAAAGACUAUAAAUUUAAGACUAUAAAAGUAUUCAAUUUAUUCAUAUUUGCCAGAGUUCAUUUGUUUGUAUUUUGGCGCUGUAACACCUUCAUCUUGUGUUUUUUGUCUCCACGUAGUUAAUAAGUUUCUUUUAUUCUUGCUCACCACUUUUUUAUUAGAAUUUCUGCCAAUUCCCGCCUGUGAUUUUUUUUCGGUUACUGUAAAGAAGUCUGAUUCCAAGAAUCUCGCUGCUUGCGUCUUACUGAAAGUGUUUUCAUGAUGAAACUGCAAACUUAAAACAAGAAAAACGUGGAGAACUUGGCUGAUAACCCAAUCAGCAAGUACAUGAAAGUUUUUUAUGCAAUACAUAUUGUAGUGACUACUCUAUAAUGUUCAGAAAUACUUUAAGACGCUACUAACAGCUGAUAGCAUUAGUGUCACAGUUGUAUGUACACAAAUAAGUUUACAGACCAAUUCACGUCGGCGACGAACAGAUGUGUUAUUUACUGUCCAAGUUUUGUUUGAAUUAAGAAAAAUGUGCCCUAUGUUUGAAAUUUCGCCUCAUGUCGCAUACCCAAGACCAUGAGGCUACUUUACCCUUAUGCAGAGCCCAAGAACCCACAUGUGAUAUACAUAUGGAUACGCUUCUUAGCCGUGUAGUGUACAUUUCUUAUAGAAAUUUACUUGUCAUCGACUCAGAGGGCGCUAAGUCGAUGAAUACAUUUACAAAUCAAUGGUUAAGUUUACUUAAAUUGUAAAUAGUAAGAGCCUAUUUUAUGAAUACCGUGCAAGAAAUAGUCUUGACGAUUCAAGGAUUAUAUUCCAGAGUCCAAUGCCAAAGAUAUUUUUCGAUGAAUUUGCUCCUUAAAUAGUCGUUUCGCAUGCUAAUAGGCAUCCCUCAGAACUAAGGUUAGAAAUAACGAAACACAAUCGGCGAGGCUGAGAAGUGACGAUGAAAAUAAAAUAAACAUUAGCUUUCAAUCCGCAUCAGGAAUUAAAAAAGGCUUCCUUUGCGUGCUCAACCCUUAAAAGCUCUGAUGUCGAUUUGAUAUGAAGAUCGAAACUGAACCGAGCAUACGAAAUUGCAACUGGAAUAAACUUUUUCAGAAGGAACGGGUUGUCUGUUUUCUUUGCACUGGCUCACUAGUAAACUAUUUAAUUUACCCAGUCGGGCAAUAAGCAUGCCAUGUUAAUAAACUUUGGUACAUUAUGAAAUAAGAUGGAAAAAAAACUAAAUCGAACCAAAAAAAACUUCGCCAAAGUUAUGAAAGCUAAACAUUGAUCAUGGGCUUAAAACUCGGAACAGGGUUAUUGGAUAGCCGCCAACAGCAAGAAUAUUUUCGAGUCAGGUAAACAUUUGCUGAGACACGUACACAUAAACAAGGUUACAAGCUAGAUACUCAUAACAGACAAAAGAUUCACAGAGUUCUCUUAAUUUCAUAAAGCUACGACAACUCGUCAAAAUGAGUGAGCUCCUCCAAGUUUUUAUCACCGCUGCGUUCCUUUUGCUGACCGUAAAUGGAGACAAAUCCUCUUCCCCAGCUUGCGCCAAGCCAUACGACCAAAUGAUGGCAUGUAAUCUUAUCUGUAACAUGAUUCAAGACUCGGACGCCAACGAUGCAAUGAAAAUGUUACAAACCAAACUCGAAGGUCUUAUUGCAGCGAUGAAGAAUCGUUCUCCUCCACUGCCAGGUAGUCCAACCAAACUGAAAUAUUUUAGGUAUCUCGCGUAGCAACUCGCUCUAUUGAUUUGAUGGUUGAAACAACGUGUGCGAUUGUUUCAAAAGCCACACAAACGGUGCUCGUUUUUGUUUUAAAACCCUGCUUUCUAUUCUUCGUAAGUCGGAUUAAGCGUUUUAGAAUAAUAAAAGCUAUUUUAAAAAUAUUAACCUGCGCUGUUCUUUUCAUCUCACCAGCCUCUUCUUGCAAGGAACACUACGAAAAAUACAAGUAAAUGAAUAGUGAUACAAUCAUAACAAAAUUACUACAAAUAUAUCCUGUAUUGUUAUAUUUAAGAAAAGUUGAUCUUUUUCAGGAGCUUCCUCUUCGUUUUUUACAAUGGCCAUAAUGAAUUUUGUGAACACUUGUAUUUCUGUUGUCCACAGGCGGACAAAGAGUCAAGUUUACCCUCUAAUAUUUGGUUCACAAAACAUUCCUGUUUACUGUCACAUGGGAAACUUUGGAUGUGGAGAUGGAGGAUGGACUUUGGCCAUGAAGAUUGACGGAAAGAAGGUAUGCUACUUUUCUAUCAAAGAAUACCACUGUUGUAAACUAUACACCACCAUAACUUUCCUUUUCUCAACAUUUCAGAAAACCUUUCAUUAUGAUUCCAAGUUUUGGAGCGACAAAAAUGUCUUCAACCUUCCCGGAGGAAAGACUGGCUUUGACUCAGAGGAGACCAAAUUACCGACCUACUGGAACACACCCUUCUCCAAGAUAUGCCUCGGUAUGAAAAUCAACCAACAGCUCAGGUUUAUUGUCAUCAACAAGCAGGCAAGCUCUCUCCACUCACUGAUCGCUGAUGGAAAAUACCGCAACACUGCACUGGAUCGCAACACGUGGAAGAAGUUGAUCGGCUCACAAUCCUCCUUACAGGCCAACUGUAACAAGGAAGGCUUCAAUGCUGCAGGCAGUUCCAAAGGCUAUUCUAAAGCAAGAAUUGGUAUGCUUGGAAAUAAUGAAAAAGACUGCGGAACCACUGAUUCUAGAAUCGGCUUUGGAACGGGAGGAUAUCAGGAUGACACCAUCACCUGUGGAAAUUAUGCAAUAAAAGGUCACACAUCGGACAAUGGAGAGAAGCACAUCAAAGCUAUGGGAUAUAUCUUGGUGCAGUGAUAAGGUUUAACCCUUCCUGACAUGGCCUUCGAACAAUGCCCAAAGUAAACUCAAAUAUGUAGAUGUAGCUCAAGGGGUAAAUGCCAAUAAAAAAAAGUCGUUCAAAACUGAUCACAUUUAUCUUGUUUGGACUUUCGUUAGUUUACCGUUGGUAUCCAGUUUAUGAUCAAAAUUACUUCCUGACAAUUUUCGAUGGUCAUGAUAAUAUGGCUAUGUUACUAAAAGUUGGCAUUUGACAUAAAAAAAAAAUUGGCGCAAAAAAAAGGUAUUCCUUGUCAAUGACGUAUGCACAUUUGUGAUAUGAUCCAGUGAAUAAUUUAUAACAUAGCCUAGUUUCAACUUAAACUAAGAUUUGAGAUGAUUUUUGACGAGUAUGCGUCAGAAUGCAUCGAGUCUUUCCAUUAUUAAUCUGUUAUAAAGUGGUCGCGAAAAAAUCCCAAAUAGAGCACAGCAAGAAACGUGUAUGAUCGAAAACUGAUUAUCCUUUCACUAAAAAAUGCGCACAAUAAUAAUAUUCUCCUAUUUAUUGGCGAUAAAAUCUCCCCAAGGAAGACCGUACUACCGUAGGAUCUAAAUUCUACUUCUCCUUCAUGACCGCAUUUUUAUUUUGAGCGCCACUCUUUAUAAGUCGAUACACAAAGACAGAAUUUUUUGUUCGCAUUUCCAGUUGAUCGCUUUCGCGGUUGUUGUUCGAUUCGGUAUUAUCACAAAAAAGUGUCGCCCCGUUUCGUUUUGCACUGUUGUACUUGUAAAGUUUGAAUUUGGUUUCUGUGGCGUCUUACAGCAAAAUAAAGCGGAAAACAUGAAAUCGUCAUACAAAUAAAACAAAGGCUCCAAACGCUGACUAAUAGUUCCGCUGGAAUCAAGCAAAGAAAGGAAAGUGCUGAAAGAAAACAAUUCAAAACCCAAAGUAAAUUGACUGUUCUGACAACACGUCUCUGAGUCACAAGUUCCUGAUAUCUGAGAAUCGGCUCUGGAACAGGAGGAUAUCAGGAUGACACCAUCACUUGUGGAAAUUAUGCAAUAAAAGGUCACACAUCAGACAAUGGAGAGAAGCACAUCAAAGCUAUGGGAUAUUUCUUGGUGCAGUGACAAGGGAAUCGUUGAACCCUCCGUGACAUGUCUUUCGAGCAAUUCCCAGAGUGAAUUCAAAUAUGUAGAUGUAGAUAUAGGGGUUAAAGCUAUUAAAAAAAGUCGUUCAAAACUGAUACCGUUUUACUGGUUUGGACUUUCGGUAGUUUACCGUUGUAAUCCAGCUUCUGAUCAAAUUCUUUUCCAACAAUUUUUGACGGUCAUGACUAUAUAGCUGUGUUACUGGAGGUUGGGAUUUGACAUGAAUUAAAAAAAUUGGCGCAAAAAGAAUAUUCCUUGUCAAUGACGUAAACACCUUUGUGAUAUGAUCCAGUGAAUAAUUCACAACAAAGCCAUCAUGUCAUCCUAAUGUCAUCCUAAACUACGAUUUGAGAUGAUGUUGACGGAAGAGGAAGAACUGACCCUUUUAAGCCCCUUUUGCAAUUUAUCAAGUAUAAGAUGUUUCUCCAAAACUCCCCAACGUUUCCUUCUAUUAAGAAUCCCCUUGAUUGAAGCAAAUGCAUUGUGAUCUUUGAUCACCAAAGAAACGUAUCCGGACCAAUUUUGCAACCAUGAGGAGCGGUUCAACAAAAUCCAGCAGUGUUUGUGGGUUCCAAGAGCGUGUGGAACGCCGUCAUAAUUUUUAUGGCCUGCUAACACAAACGUGUCCGUUUUGCUGAUUUUUAUUUGUUUUUUUGCCAGUUAAUUAACAGAAAUAUCCUAAAAUAUUCUGCCUUUCAAUCUUAAUGCAAUAACCGAAAUCUUACACGAGCUAUCAUAAGUCAGUAAAAGUGUUCAGACGAGAGUAAGCGGCUGUGACGUUUUAGAUUCGCGGGUGUCUUGAAGAUGAGUCAUGAGUUUUUCAGCGCUGACACUUACAGCGUUAACAGAAUUUCCAAUAGUAACUCCGUUAAAUCCAUGGCUGCCCCUUUUUUUCUGCAGCCAUGUUUCGCGUUCUCCCGAUGCACUUGCGCGUCUUGAGAAAUGGGAAGGAAAUUGUAAGUAAAUCAAAGGGCAUUUUAUAUUUGGAAUUGUUCAUUUGUUUGUAUUUCGGCGCUGUCAAAACAUAUCUUGUUUCUCUUACUGCAUGGUUAAUGAGUUUCUUUCAGCCUUGCUUACUCCUCUUCUGUUUUUCUUUCUGCGAGACACCUUUGUGAAUUUAUUCGGUUAUCGUAGAAAAGGCUGGUUACAGGUCACUUGCUGCGUCCAACUGAAAGUGCAAAAAUCUCCAGAACUUAGCGCAUGAAAAGGAAUGAGGAAGUUUCUUGAUCAGUAAAUCAAAUUUGUGUCUAAAUACAUGUCUUAGUAACUAGUCUUUCAACUUACUCGCAUUGUGUAUAUUUUAAAUGCUCUAAAAUGUGUCAUAGGCGCCACUGACAACCGAGAUAGAAUGACACAUUCUUAUUUACAUCAGUAAGUUUACAAACUGGUCCACGGCUGCGACAAACAGAUGAGUUACUGGCCGAUAAACUUUGUUUGGAAAAAAACAUUCCUCGCCUGAUGUUGCAUAUUAAAGACCAUGAGGGCACUUGCUGUAUUCUGGUUUUCUCCAACCUGAGUUCACCGAGAGAUAAUAUGCAUGCGCAUCAUAGCCUUCGCUGUAGAUUUUGUAAGGGAAUCUGAAGUUGCAUCGGCUAAGCGAGCAGUCAAUUUGCAAAUCAAUGAUUUAAGUUUACUUUAGUAGUAAAUAGUAACGAACUAUUUUACGAAAACUGCAAAAUAAAUCAUGCAUGUAUAUAUUUUUUAGAAAUAAUACAUAGACCAGAUAAAAGUUUCGACGAACUGGCUCUCUGCUUGAUCAUCUCGUAUACAAGUAACCAAUCCUAUGACCUAAGCUUAAACUAAAAGGACAAAAUCUCCUGAGCUAAAAGUAGACGGCAGAAAUGCAAUUAUUAUAUUUUUUCGCUGUUGCAUUUUCAGUGUGCAUUUUCUUCCUUAGCUUAUUCAGUCGUUGAAAACUUUAAAAUCGACGGAGAUUAAGAAAAAUUUGAUUUACGAUCAAAACUGAGCGAGGCGAGCGAAAUUGCUUUUGGCACAUUUUUUUUCCGCAGGAGUAAGACGUUGUGUGUUUGCUCAACCCUACGACUGUAUUACUAGUAAAGUAUUCUCUAAUUUACUCAGCCACGUAUAAGCAACCGAUAAAAUAUAUUCUUGUUAUAUUAAAAACUUGAAGAAAAAUUGAGGGAAAGAAAUAACCUCUUCAAAAUUAUAGAAGUCAAGAUCUCGCCAGCGGCUUAAAUUUAGAACAAAGGUUAUUGGAUUGCCACCGACAGUAGGAAUAUUUUCGAGUCCGGUAAAUAUUUACUGAGACACAAUACACAGGGACACGGUUACACGCUUGCUACUCAUAAGAGGGCUUCCUAUUUGCAUAAAACUAUGACAACUGUAUUCCGUCAAGUUUGUAUCACUGCUACAUUCAUUUUGCUGACCGUGAAUAGCGACAAAUCCCUUCCCCUAGCUUUCACCAAACUAUACGACCAAAUGAUGGCCUGUAAUCCUAUUUGUAACAUGAUUCAAGACUCGGACUGAUAGGAUAAUAAAUUACCUAAUGGAACACACCCUUCCCCAACAUAUGCCUCGGCAUGAAGAUCAGCCCAGAGCAAGAGUUGGUAUUCUCGGAAAUAAUGCAAAAGACUGCACAAGCACUGAUUCUAGAAUCGGCUUUGGAGCGAGAGGAAACCAUGAUGACAAUAGAACAUGCGAAGGUGUUGUUUAUUUCAAAGUAGAGAUGGAAAUCAUUUUUGUCGGUGGUUUCGAUCUUAGACUAGGCAAAAUUUGAUUAUUAAACGUAGUGGUCUGGCAGAUUACAACUCAGAAAUGUUCAAAGCUAUAAAACCGACACACAGAGCUGUUGAUUGUCCUAAUCAUCAUAUCUUUUGCUUCACCACCUUCUUGUCCCGACUCUCGUACUGUCCCCAAUAUUCAUUUUAGAGCAUUGACGGAUUAAUUAACCCUUUAACUCCCAAGAGAGAAUUUCUCCUUACAAUAUCAAUACAAUAUCAAGCAUAGAAGUGAGGAGAAUAAAGAAAAAUAUCAAUUCGGGACUAUUAGUUAAACACCGUUGUGACUUUUAAGAUUCGUGCGUGUCUCAGAAAAAUAUCUUAACAGAAGCAGGAAAUACGGGCAUUUGUAAAACUGUUCUAAUGAGUAAAAUCUAAAAUCCAAGCUUUCGCCGAUCAACGGCAUCAUCAGGGAUGUAAUCAUUAGAACAGUUUUGUUUUAAUUAUGCUGCUGAAGGACAACAUGAACAGAUUACGGGCAUUUGUGUUUACAUAAUCUAAUCUAAAAACUAGAAAAGGUUUAAAAAAAAAAACACUUUUCGAUAGAAAAUCCAUAAAAUCCAUAACAGUCCUUUCAGUUUAUAAUACAGAUGUUUCGAAUUCUCCCUACCCAAUCAUCUUGAGCCAGAGCGGAAAAAAGACUAUAAAUUUAAGACUAUAAAAGUAUUCAAUUUAUUCAUAUUUGCCAGAGUUCAUUUGUUUGUAUUUUGGCGCUGUAACACCUUCAUCUUGUGUUUUUUGUCUCCACGUAGUUAAUAAGUUUCUUUUAUUCAUGCUCACCACUUUUCUAUUAGAAUUUCUGCCAAUUCCCGCCUGUGAUUUUUUUUCGGUUACCGUAAAGAAGUCUGAUCACAAGAAUCUCGCUGCUUGCGUCUUACUGAAAGUGUUUUCAUGAUGAAACUGCAAACUUAGAACAAGAAAAACAUGGAGAACUUGGCUGAUAACCCAAUCAGCAAGUACAUGAAAGUUAUUUAUUCAAUGCAUAUUGUAGUGACUACUCUAUAAUGUUCUGAAAUACUUUAAGACGCUACUAACAGCUGAUAGCAUUAAUGUCACAGUUGUAUGUACACAAAUAAGUUUACAGACCAAUUCACGUCGACGAGGAACAGAUGUGUUAUUUACUGUCCAAGUUUUGUUUGAAUUAAGAAAAAUGUGCCCUAUGUUUGAAAUUUGGCCUGAUGUCGCAUGCCCAAGACCAUGAGGCUACUUUACCCUUAUGCAGAGCCCAAGAACCCACAUAUGAUAUAUAUAUGGAUACGCUUCUUAGCUGUGUACUGUACAUUUCUUAUAGAAAUUUACUUGUCAUCGACUCAGCGGGCGCUAAGUCGAUGAAUACAUUUGCAAAUCAAUGGUUAAGUUUACUUAAAUUGUAAAUAGUAACAACCUAUUUUAUGAAUACCGUGCAAGAAAUAGUCUUGACGAUUCAAGGAUUAUAUUCCAGAGUCCAAUGCCAAAGAUAUUUUUCGAUGACUUUGCUCCCUAACAAGUCAUUUCGCAUGCUAAUAGGCAUCCCUCAGAACUAAGGUUAGAAAUAACGAAACACAAUCGGCGAGGCUGACAAGAGACGAUGAAAAUAAAAUAAACAUUAGCUUUCAAUCCGCAUCAGGAAUUAAAAAAGGCUUCCUUUGCGUGCUCAGCCCUUAAAAGCUCUGAUAUCGAUUUGAUAUGAAGAUCGAAACUGAACCGAGCAUACGAAAUUGCAACUGGAAUAAACUUUUUCAGAAGGAACGGGUUUUCUGUUUUCUUUGCACUGGCUUACUAGUACACUAUUUAAUUUACCCAGUCGGGCAAUAAGCAUGCCAUGUUAAUAAACUUUGGUACAUUAUGAAAUAAGAUGGAAAAAAAACUAAAUCGAACGAAAAAAAACUUCGCCAAAGUUACGAAAGCUAAACAUUUACCAUGGGCUUAAAACUCGGAACAGGGUUAUUGGAUAGCCGCCAACAGCAAGAAUAUUUUCGAGUCAGGUAAACAUUUGCUGAGACACGUACACAUAAACAAGGUUACAAGCUAUAUACUCAUAACAGACAAAAGAUUCACAGAGUUCUCUUAAUUUCAUAAAGCUACGACAACUCGUCAAAAUGAGUGAGCUCCUCCAAGUUUUUAUCACCGCUGCGUUCCUUUUGCUGACCGUAAAUGGAGACAAAUCCUCUUCCCCAGCUUGCGCCAAGCCAUACGACCAAAUGAUGGCAUGUAAUCUUAUCUGUAACAUGAUUCAAGACUCGGACGCCAACGAUGCAAUGAAAAUGUUACAAACCAAACUCGAAGGUCUUAUUACAGCGAUGAAGAAUCGUUCUCCUCCACUGCCAGGUAGUCCAACCAAACUGAAAUAUUUUAGGUAUCUCGCGUAGCAACUCGCUCUAUUGAUUUGAUGGUUGAAACAACGUGUGCGAUUGUUUCAAAAGCCACACAAACGGUGCUCGUUUUUGUUUUAAAACCCUGCUUUCUAUUCUUCGUAAGUCGGAUUAAGCGUUUUAGAAUAAUAAAAGCUAUUUUAAAAAUAUUAACCUGCGCUGUUCUUUUCAUCUCACCAGCCUCUUCUUGCAAGGAACACUACGAAAAAUACAAGUAAAUGAAUAAUGAUACAAUCAUAACAAAAUUAAUGCAAAUAUAUCCUGUAUUGUUAUAUUUAAGAAAAGUUGAUCUUUUUUAGGAGCUUCCUCUUCGUUUUUUACAAUGGCCAUAAUGAAUUUUGUGAACACUUGUAUUUCUGUUGUCCACAGGUGGACAAAGAGUCAAGUUUACCCUCUAAUAUUUGGUUCACAAAACGUUCCUGUUUACUGUCACAUGGGAAACUUUGGAUGUGGAGAUGGAGGAUGGACUUUGGCCAUGAAGAUUGACGGAAAGAAGGUAUGCUACUUUUCUAUCAAAGAAUACCACUGUUGUAAACUAAACACCACUAUAACUUUCCUUUUCUCAACAUUUCAGAAAACCUUUCAUUAUGAUUCCAAGUUUUGGAGCGACAAAAAUAUCUACAACCUUCCCGGAGGAAAGACUGGCUUUGACUCAGAGGAGACCAAAUUACCGACCUACUGGAACACACCCUUCUCCAAGAUAUGCCUCGGUAUGAAAAUCAACCAACAGCUCAGGUUUAUUGUCAUCAACAAGCAGGCAAGCUCUCUCCACUCACUGAUCGCUGAUGGAAAAUACCGCAACACUGCACUGGGUCGCAACACGUGGAAGAAGCUGAUCGGCUCACAAUCCUCCUUACAGGUCAACUGUAACAAGGAAGGCUUCAAUGCUGCAGGCAGUUUCAAAGGCUAUUCUAAAGCAAGAAUUGGUAUUCUUGGAAAUAAUGAAAAAGACUGCGCAAGCACUAAUUCCAGAAUCGGCUUUGGAACAGGAGGAUAUCACGAUGACACCAUCACUUGUGGAAAUUCUGCAAUAAAAGGAUACACAUCAGACAAUGGAGAGAAGCACAUCAAAGCUAUGGGAUAUAUCUUAGUGCAGUGACAAGGGAAUCGUUCAACUCUCUGUGACAUGGCCUUCGAGCAAUGCUCAGAUUAAACUCAAAUAUGUAGAUGUAGCUCAAGGGGUAAAAUUCAAUAAAAAAAGUCGUUCAAAACUGAUACCGUUUAACUAGUUUGGACCUUCGUUAGUUUACCGUAGAUAUCCAGUUCAUGAUCAAAACUAUUGCCUAACAAUUUUCGAUGGUCAUGAUAAUACAGCUAUGUCACUGGAAGUUGGGAUUUCACAUGAAUAAAAAAUUGACGCAAAAAAUAUAUAUAUAUUCUUGUCAAUGACGUAUGAACAUUUGUGAUAUGAUUCAGUGAAUAAUUCACAACAAAAUGUAGUUUCAACUUAAACUAAGAUUUGAGAUGAUGUUUCACGAGUAUGUGUCAAAAUGCAUCGAGUCUUUACAUCAUUAAUUUGUUAUAAAAUGGUUACAAAAAAAACCCUAAUAGAGCACAGUAAGAAAAGUUUAUGAUCGAAAACUGAUUAUCCCUUCACUAAAAAUUCGCCCAAUAAUAAUAUCCUCCUAUUUAUUAGCCAUAAAAUCUCCACAAGGAAGACGGUGCUACCCCAAGGGCUAAAUUCUACUUCUCCUUCAUGAAUGCAUUUUUAUUUUGAGUGCAACUCUUUGUGAGUCGGUACACAAAGACAGCAUUUUUUGUUCUCAUUUCCCGCUGUUCACUUAUCGCGGUUGUUUUUCGAUUCGGUAUUAUCACAAAAAAAGUGUCGCCCCGUCCUCCGCCCCGUCCUCCCCCCCGCCCUCCCCAACAGCUUGCAAACCUGUUACUCAUCCGACUCCCCAAACCGGUAACUUGGUCUCUUUGUAGAUAUUAAUAAAGCUAAAUAUAAGAAUAAAAUCAGAAAGAAUACAAAAUAAAAAAUAGGGGGCUUUGUCUGUUGGAGUGUCUGAGGUAAGAGUGCCAUGACUUCUCAGAGUGAGUUUGGGCGUUUAUGAAAAUAAACAACUGAUUCAGCAAUUGACAGAAAAUGUGGAGGAUCCCUUGGGUUAGUGGAUAAGUAUCAGGACCUUUUCAUCUUCCCAGGCUUAGUUUCAUUAAACUAAAGAAAUUAGCAAGUUGUAGGCUAUACGAUGGCAUCGCUAGAAAAUGUGUGAAAACCGUGAGAUAUUCUUAAAAAAUAAUUUUCUGGCGUGACUAAGUCAACAUAAGCUUUUUUCAUUUUAUUAGCAAGAACUAUUGAACUGGUUACUAGAGAUCACCUUGGAAACAAGAUAACAAUAUCUCGGCAAAUAACAAACACAGAAGACAAAAUACAUAUAAAAUAUGCUGAAUGCAGAUUUUUUUAAGCUCGAGAUAAAGAUAAACAUCCAAGAGUCUGUCCAUACUCGAGGCUAUGACUCCAAAAAAACGAGACGUGUGCAAGAGCAGUUUGAAUGAUAAAAGAAAUUAAAUACACAGAUGUAAAACUGUGUCUUGGAAUGCACGCAAUGCCGGAAUAACGGCUGAGAAACUAAACCAACAGAGAGAUCAGGCACUGCAAGACUCAAGAGCAAUGUUUUCACAGGCUUUGGUAUAGACGAAGUCCUUGUCAAAGCAUGGAUUGCCAAGAUAUUCAAUACGAUAGCUGUACAGGCAGAGAAGGCGUUCAAAGCAAUAUUGACUAUUCGUUAUCGAUGAUGUUUCGUUGAAUUCUGUCAUUCUGUACCAAGUUGCGAGGGAAACCAGGCGUAUUCAAGAGAGUACACGACAAACUAACCUCUCUCUCUCUCUCUCUCUCAAUUGAUACAAUUAAAGUCGAACCUGUUCUAAGCGGUACCGUAUUAGGUCACUCUGUAUUAAGGGGUCGGUUUUCUAAGUCAAUAAACUUUUCGCCACAGUUACAGCAAUUUUCACCUCUAUUAAAUGAUCGCGUUUACCCUUUUCUGAGUCUCAACGGUCUGUUUGUAUUAUUUUCCCCCUGAAUUGAAAGGUCACUUUAAGUGGAACCACCCAGUUGAAGCUAUGAACAAUUUUUUAACUAAAAUUUGAGCCAUGUUUAUUUCCAGAAAUCAAAGUUAGCAGAAUUUUUGAGUGAGUUUUUAUAAAUAAAGAAGUCAAUUACGAAUAAAAGCAUGAAAUAGCGUUGUUUUCGUUUUUUUCUCUUACGACAACCCUAUUCUAUGGAAGCCGUAUUUAACAGUCAUUCCGUGAGUAACUGCUUCAUACAGGUUCGACUGUAGUUAUUUUCCUGUUUUCCUAAGCCAAUAUGGUAUGAUGUUUUAGCCCCUUCACCGAAAAUUAAACAAUUCCUGAAAUUAAAGGGGGAAAAGCUCUUAUUUAGCUCAGUGAGAGUUUUAUUUGACUUAUUUACAUACCGGUAAAGAUUACAUUAAACUUGGGUCAUACACAGGUCUUGGUGAAACCGAAAGAAGACUAUCUAUCCAUUUUGACAAUGUGGAGAAUUGAAGAUUGUACACAGUACUUGUUGUUACGUAGUGAAUCUGAUGAACAUGUGCUAAACAAUUAAAUUUUACACCUUAAUCAAUCAAAAUGAGGCUCUCAUUAGAUUUGAGAGGAUUGCCUUACUUACGCGAAAAAUACUUUUCCAUCCAAAAAAAUUACUUUAAUAGCUGUAAAAAAAACAAACAACAUAAUCGUCACUACUUUCACCACCAGUCGGUGACUCAAAGACACCUAGGUAUUUGAUUAACAAAAUAAAGAAACGUCGCGUUUACAUUAUCAUUAUGACCAGGGCACUUAAAACCGAAGUCUUUUGAGCCGAACAGAAGGAGAAUGUGGCUGCUUCCGCCCACGACCACUUUAACAUCAACCAAUCAGGUGGAAGGCCUCUAUUUCAGCGUUAAAGUGCAUGCUACGAGUUAACGGUGAUCUUUCGGAAACAGCCAGAGAAAAGCACACUUAAUAUCUGACGGCCUUCUGCAUCUAGAAAAGAUCUUUCCUGAAGCGAUCAACUUCCAAAGUAGUAAAUGUCUGGUGCCCUGUUUCUCAAACAUACUAGGAAUGAUCCUAAUCUAGAGAAAAAAAAUUCCAGAUGGACGAAGUUGUCCAGUCUAGUGAAGAGAAAGAACUGUCCCUUAAAAGCUCUUUGUAAAUUUUAUCAAAAGAGUGUAAGAUGUUUCUCCAAAACUCCCAAACGUUUCCUUUUAUUAAGAAUCCCCUUGAUUGAAGCAAAUGCUUUGCGAUCUUUGAUGACCAAUAGAUUUUAUUUUGACCAAUUUUGCAACCAUGAGGAGCGGUUAAGCAAAAUCCUGCAAUGUUUGUGGGGUCCUAAGGGCACAUGGAACGCUUUCAUAAUUUUAUGGCCUGCUAUGCGUGACCGUUUUGUUGAUCUUUUUUUUUUUUUUUUGCCAAUGAAUUACCAGAAAUAUCCUAAAAUCUUCUUCCUUUUAAUCUUAAUGCAAUAACCGAAAUCUUACAUGCGCUCUCGUUGGACAUUAGGAGUGUUUAGAUGAGAGUAUGUAAACACGGCUGUGACGUUUUAGAUUCGCGGUGUCUUAAGAAAUAUCCUAACAGAAGCCAUAAAGAUAAGUUUUUCUGCGCUGACACUUACAGCGUUGGCAUAAUUUUCAAUAGAAACUCCGUGAAAUCCACGGCGGCUCCUUUUUUUUUUCUUUACGGAUGUUUUGCGUUCUCCCGAUGCACUCGUCUUGAGAAAUGGAAAAGAAAUGUAGGUGAAUCAAAGGGCCUUCUAUAUUUGGAAGAGUUUACUUUCGGUGCCGUGAAAACAUAUCUUGUGUCUCUUUUCGCAUAGUUAAUGACAGAGUUUCUUUCAGCGGUGCUGACUGCUUUUCUGUUUGUCGUUCUGCGAAACAUCCUUUGUUAUCCAUUCGUUACCGUAGAAAAGUCUGGUUACAGGUCACUUGUUGCGUCUGACUGAAAGUGGAAAAAUCUCCAGAACUUAGCGCAUGAAAAGGAAUGAGAAAAUUUGUUGAUCAGUAAAUCAAAUUUGUUUCUCAAUGCAUGUUUUAGUGACUAGUCUUUCAACCUAGUAAUAGCGAAUAUCUUUUAGAAUGCUCUAAAAUGUUUCGUAGACGCCACUGACAACCGUGAUAGAGUGACACAUUUCUAUUUACACAGGUAAGUUUACAAACUAAUUUACGGCUUCGAUAAAAAGAUGUGUUACUGGCCCGAAAAACUUUGUUUGACCUAUAAAAAGUCAUUCCUCGCCUGAUUUCGCAUAGUCAAGACCAUGAGGACACUUGCUGUAUUCUGGUUUUCCCCAACACUGAGCCCACCAAGAGAUAAUAUGCAUGCGCAUCAUAGCCGUCCGCUGUAGAUUUUGUAAGAGAAUUUGAAGUGUCAUCGGCUUAGCGAGAAGUAAAUUUGCAAAUCAAUGGUCUAAGUUUACUUUAGUUGUAAAUAGUAAUGAACUAUUUUACGAACAUCGCGAAAGAAAUCAUAUACGUAAUUAUUCUAUAGAAAGAAUACAUAGACCAGAUAAUAGUUUCGACGAACUGGCUCUCUGCUUGAUGAUCUCAUAUACGAGUAGCCAAUCCUAAGACCUAAACUUAAACUAAACGGACAAAAUCGCCUGGAACUGGGACUAGACCGCAGAGAUGCAAUUUUUAUAUUUUGUUGUUGUUGCAUUUUCGUAUGCACAAGGAUCUGAGGGGAAAAUGGCUUCCUUAACUUAUGCAUUCGUUGAAAACUUUAAUUUCCUCAGGGAUUAAGGGAAAUUUGAUUUUUCGAUCAAAACUGGGCGAAACAAGCGAAAUUACUACUAGAAAUUUUUUUCUUCUCAGGAGGAAGGUGUUGUCUAUUUGCUGAACCCUGAGACUGGAUUACUAAAACACUAUUCUCUAAUUUUAUCACCCGCGGAUAAGCAACCGAUAAAAAUACAUUCUUGGUAUAUGGAACUUAAAGAAAAAUUGAGCGUCAGAAACAACCUCUCCAAAAUUAUAGAAGCUAAGAUUUCACCAGCGGCUUAAAUUUAGAACAAGGUUAUUGGAUUGUCACCGACAGUAUGAAUAUUUUCGAGUUGGGUAAACAUUUACUGAGAAACAAUACACAGGGACACGGUUGCACGCUUGCUACUCAUAAGAGGGCUGAACAAAACAUCCCCAAAGUCUUCUUAUUCGCAUAAAACUAUGACAACUCGUCAAAAUGAGUGUAUUCCGUCAAGUUUGUAUCACCGCUAUAUUCCUUUUACCGAUCGUAAAGGGCGACAAAAGCCCAGAGCAAGAAUUAGCAUUCUCGGAAAUAAUGAAAAAGACUGCACAAGCGCAUAUUAUAGAAUCGACUUUGGAACGGGAGGGUACCAAGAUGACAACAGAACAUGCGAAGGUGUUGUUAAGUUCUAAGUAGAGAUGGAAAUAAUUUUUGUCGGUCGUUUCGAUCUUAGACUACACAAAAUUUGGUUAUUUAACGGUCUAUCAGAUUGCAACUCAGAAAUGUACAAAGUUUUAAAACAGACGCACAGAGUUGUUGAUUGUUCGGGUCAUCAUAUCUUUUGCUUCACCACAUUCUUGUCCCGACUCUUGUACUGUCUCUAAUAUUCAUUUUAGAGCAUUAACCCUUUACCUCCCAUGAGAGAACUUCUCCUUACAAUAUCAAGUAUAGAAGUGAUCAGAAUAAAGUAAAAUAUAAAUUCGGGGAUUAUUGUUCGAUCCAAUACCAAAUUCUCCAAAUUUACGUCAUAAUAAUUGUAUGACAGACGGUAAGGAGAAUUACCAAUGAAAUCUUAAGAGUUUAAAGGUUAAGAGGACAAUUCAACAAUCAUUUUUCCCUCUAUAGUAAAACCUCCGUAGAUAUAUUACGAUAAGGUAUAUAUCGUUUGUGCCUCGAUUACUAAGUCACCUUCCAUGUGAAUCGUGAUGCUCUGAUGUCAUAUCUCCGGUCUUCUUCAUCCAACGAGGUCGACUGGUCAGGUGUCACCUUAUGAAGCAAUAAACUUCACUGUGAUAUUUUGUUUUAGACAGCUGGGAUUAGUUAUAGCGCACCGUGAUGAUUUGUGCCAAUAGUACUUUCUUUUUACUGAAGCACAAGUUAUGAAUUUAAGAAUUAUCAGACCGCUUUUCAAAUUAAAUAAUAUAUCUAAAAGGUGAAUAUAUAUAUGUGGUUACGCGAACCUGCACGACUAAGAGGUUCAAGAUACAAGCCCACGAGGAAACAGUUGCUAAUGUUCUUCCUUUGUUACAACAACAUUAAAUGAGGAAGCAUGGUCGUUGGAAAAUGUUUUAUUUCACAACUGUGAGCUGAGUUAAGCGGAGGUUUGCAAAAUAUUCUUAAACACUAGGAGAAAAUAGUACAAUUUUCUUUUGCAAAAGCGUAACUAUUUCACUAUAUAGGCGUCAAGAUAAGUCAUAAUCAGUUUUGAAGACCCUGGAUUUCCAUCACCGAAGCCAUGGUAAUAAAAAGUAGUUCAUUAACAAAUAGAAAGCAGAUGUUUUGACGAGAUUAGUGGGUCUUCUGAAAAAAAAGCAAUAUACUUAAUACCCGACUAUUCUCCUUCCAAAGAAAGUUCCAUUAACCACAAUUGAGGAAUAAAAACCUUUUAUAGGCCAUAUUUCAGAAAAAGUUUGUAUAGUAGUAAUACAAUAACAUCUUCAGUUAAUCCUAAUUUGCAAGUCAUUUGCAAGAACGACAGUUUUUUAGCAUGGCACGUCAUCCGAGUAAUUGUGUCGUAAGACAGCAUGGACAGAAAGAACCAUUUGACAAUUUAUAAAAUUCUAGUCCUCCAUUUCUUCUUCACUGUGAGUAAAGUCAAGUAAGAUUAUGCAGGGAAAAGAAGGCCUUUCGUGUCAUUUACAGAUGGCACUUUUCCUCUUUGCCUUCUUGAUCUUUGUCUUAAAUGGAACGUUAAUGUUUGUCAGUCUGGUGAACGCAAACAAAGCGGCAUUUCCCGAUGAUGUAACGUAGUACGUUUAACGAAGAAGAUAAUACAUCAACUGUAAGGCCCUUUGUUAAUAGAUCUGUGUUUUUACCGGAUAUACUUCGUUUUACAAAGUGUGCAACGACAGAAAUGUCAAGUUAGACAAACAAAUUUACCCGCAUCUAGAGGUUCCCAAAUGGAUGGUAGCUCAAAAAUGGCCUAAACAAGCCUCAGCUUAUUUUAAUGAACUAAAAAGGAAAAAAAAUACGUUCUUUUUAUCAAUAUCGAAGAACCUUCAGUUAAGUUUAGGAUUCUAUCAACGGGUUGGCGGAGUUCAGUGACGCUUGUGGAAAACGUGUAACUGGUCCACAGUCAACUGAUAUUUAGCCAUGUUUUCAGCUUAUUUCUGUGUUCUUUUAUUGGAGAUCUGUUCCAUUACACCCUGGCGAGUCACUUCAAAAGGUCAGUCUUCGUACAAUUCAUCGUAAACGAAGUUCCUAUUGUUUAAGGAACUUUUAGUUGUCAUUCUGUGCCGAACUGAAGUUAUUAGAUGUUUCUCAAAUGUUACUUCAUAAAGGAGGGUAAUACGCUGUUGUGAAUCUGGAAAGCUGACGUUUUGAACAAAAGCCUUUUUUCGAAGUAAAUUUAAAAACUGUUAGCAGAUUUCUUCUUUCCUUUUUUUUUUCUUUCAUGAUAACUUGGUGUUAACAUUUUGACGUUUUCACGUACAAUUUUGGAGGACUUAAUUUAACAAACAUCAGUGAAUGAAGUGGGUUAAAAGAACAAAUACGAAAUAGAUAAAUGUCUUUCUCACGGAAACAUUUACAGCUAGCGAAUUUUUUGUUACUUACAAUAGAAUCCUUUUUUUUUUUUUACUAAAAUUGCGAGAAGGAAAUAAAUCGCGAAGACGGUAAAAAACGAAGAUACAUCUAAGUUUCAAUCGCCAAUAUUUGUUGCAUGAAUAAUGAAAGUAAGAAAGCCAACAUUUAUCUCCAGUUUGGAUCACAUAUCAUCAGGCGGUUUCUACUUGAUCAAUACCUUCGCUUGGCAAUCGCCUUUCAUCUUAAGGACGGUUUUCUCCCUCAAACUCGAAAAAUGCAGACCUCAAACACCGCGUAGACUACUAGAAUCGUAUUGGACGCCAAGCAUGUCUUAAUGCAUCAAUUUACAGCAAUAUUUUUAAGCAUUCAUCACUUCCUUCCCCUUCUAGGAAAAUUUCAUGCACUUUAAACAGUAAUUUAAGACCAGCAUAAGUGUCAGUUAUCCUUUGAAAUCCUAUAUCUUAAUUUAUCUACGUCGCUGUCUGGACUAUAAAUCCAAACUACAUGUCGCGGUUGCCAAUGUUGUUUUGGUACUUUUAAAAUGCAAGGCCAUCUAGCUCAAUAUGAUAUCAGAAGGUUAAAGACGUCUUGUUCGUCUGUAACCAUGGUGACCGUUAAAUUGGUGGUUAAAACUUCGUCAUCUUGCAAACAGCCCUCCCGUAUGCUGUAUUUAAAUUUUUCGCGGAUUUAUCGUGUUUAUGCAUGCAGUGCAAGAGAACAAAGCUAUUGACGCAAUGGUAACCGAACGCAUGCGCACAACAGAGGACGUCAUCGAUGAUAGGCUAUAAGAAUGUAGGUGCAGACAAUGAAUAUUUAAAAAUUCAUGCUUAAUGUAAUUUGACCUUUAAUCGUCAAGGUCAGAAUACGAGCGUGCAAAUUUUGCCAGCAUUCAAAAUUACAAAUAGAUCCUAAAACCAAGCUGAAAAAUUUGAUAUUCUCGUCAACAGAAAUUGACAUUUCGGACGACAACGACAUAAACUUCAGACAACGUUUGUUCGCAGUACACGAGUUUCAUUACUUGAACGUGCUUCCAGUUGGAGUACUUAUGGUGUAUGACGACUUAGACUGUACCUUCAAAUGUCUUUACCAUCCUACAUGUAUUUCUGUGAAUCUGGUCGCCGAAGGAGGACUGUGGUGUGAGCUACUGUCGUCUGAUAAGUACAGCAAUCCCAAGGAGUUCAAACAAAACAAGAGCUCGCAUCAUUAUCAAAUUGUCGUAAGGACUACUUGUACAGAAAAUGUAUCUUUUCUUUUAUGUUGCGUGGUAGAACCCUAUGAAAUCAAUGUUUUGCUUACAACAAAUAACAGUUGUCACCAUUAUCUGUUUGUUGUGGUUGUGUUAACCAGCCUAGGCAUCGUGAGUUUAAUCCUGUCCCAAUUCAUUGCUCUUUUAGUCGCCUUGUUCCAACAAUCCAUGCGACAAUGGUGGGACUUGCGUAGCCUACCACGAGGAUGAGACGUUUAAAUGCGUAUGCAAAAGUGGUUUCAUCGGAGAACAAUGUGAGAAAGGUAUUGGGAAGAUGUGGUGGGGACAGGAGGUUUAAUCUUAACAGCCAAGUGUACAAAAACUUCCAUCUCUUAACGCAGAUUUCUGUAGUAUGAAGCGAUACGGAGUAUUGUAAUACGUAGUCAUGUUCUUGGUAAGGUUCCACGCGCUUUCAUUGACAAAACAGGUUCAACAAUUUCCGAAAGGAGGCUGUACGCGGUAGCGUGAGUGGGGCAGGAAAAGCCCCUAAUCAAGGGAACCUUGUUGAUGUUUCUAAAUUAACACGAAUAAUCUUUCCUUAAGACAUAGAUGAGUGUUCUACAGGAAAUGACAACUGCAGUGCUAACUCUGAGUGCAGCAAUACCAAGGGUUCGUACAGUUGUACUUGUAAACCGGGAUAUUCUGGAGAUGGACGAACUUGUAAAGGUAAAUUAACUAUCGUUGUAUAAGACAACUGAAUGAGUGUUUGUUGUUGCUCCGCGACCCGCUGAUAUUGUAAGGUUAGGAAAAAUUCCAUGCUGAUCAUUCCUGGAAAUUCAGGGUUUAAUCGUGUAUAGAUAUGUAAGUCCUUGUUCUCGGAGGAUACUCUCGAUACUCGAAGCUAGCAGUUCAAUGUAACUGAACGUCUUUGUUUGAAAUUGUAGAUUUCGACGAAUGUUCAACUGCAGAAACCCACAACUGCAACGCUGAUGCAGUAUGCAACAAUACCAUGGGAUCGUACACCUGUUCAUGCAAAACUGGAUACUUUGGAGAUGGAUGGACUUGCCAAGGUAAAUGCCCUCUCUUCGCUUGCGUCCCAGGUAAACCGAGUGAGGGUUGAAAAGCUUGGAAAUCAAAAGUUUUUCUCCUCGUCACUUACAAGGGUUUCAAGUGUUCUAACAAUAUCUCAAAUAGAUUGUUACGAUGCGAUCCUCUGCUUUUAAAGAAAAACGAUGAGUUUCUCGGUACAAUAAAACGAGAGGGUUUUAACCAAUCAGAGUUAACAUAGACUCUCAUCUAUAAGUUGAUGAUUUUGAUGAUGACUGUCAUUUUCAAUUUCGCUUGCCAGUGAGGUUUGAGAUCAGUUUUACAAUGUUAAGUUUACAAUAACUGAUUUUCUUACAGAUAUUGAUGAAUGUGCUACAGGAAAACAGAAGUGCAGUGCUGAUGCAGAGUGCAAUAAUACCAAGGGAUCGUACAACUGUACAUGUAAACCUGGAUAUUCUGGAGAUGGACGGACUUGCAAUGGUAAAUUUUCGCCGUCUUCAUGGCGUAAAAAAUGCAGUAGUCAUUUACACAGUAACUGACAUAAAAAUUGUUACCAAAUAUUAGGAAAUACACCUUAGAAACCCAAUUGGCUAUUUACAGAGUAAAACCAAGGAGUUAAACUCAGGGGACCAAAAGUAAAUCCAGCGAGUAGCAGGACAAAGGGCUUAAACAAAGGACCUCUCUUACAACUCGGUCACGCUACCACAAGAGUAGCAUACAUCCAUCCAUUUCAGUCUCCUAAAUAUUCAAUCAAUCAAAAGGCAAUCUACCAAUCAAUCACUCUAACUCUGGUUGUUGAGGCUGCUGACCCCUCAGCCUAGUGCUGCUAUAGUACAUUAAAUAGUUUAGGAUAUAUAUGUGCCAUUUGUACAUUCAGCUGUCUUCGAGAUUAGUCACAAACACAAGCACUGUCCUUAGAUUUAUUCGUAACGAUGACGCCUCCUUUCUGUCGCAGUAUCGACGUGCAAAGAAAUUUACGCCAAGAAUAUGUAAGUGAUGAUUAAACCACCACUUUAAAAAACAGUUUAAGAGAGUGUAAACUUUAGUUAAAUGAAUUUAAAGGUCUCACUAAUAGAAUGAGGAGACUUUGGGGGUGGAGCGGAAAGAAUAAAAAUGAUAACGGUAACGAUAACGAAAAUGAUAGCAAUGAUGCUGAUUUUAAGUACUGUAGUAGAGUUUCGUAAAAGGUUGAGGGAUAAAAAGUCAAGCACAGCUGGAAGUUGUCAUUAAAACACCCUUACAGAAGUUAUUCGGGAUUGAAAGGGGUAAGUUUCUGAAGAAACUGUAGUGCUGCGUCGGUGGGAGAGUAUAUCAGGGUAAUUCAGUUUUAUCAACUGAGUUGAAAACGUAAAUUGGCCACCAUAAGAGUUUAAAGGCUGACGUUCCGAGCGUUAGCCCUUCGUCGCUCGAACGUCAGCUUUUAAACUCUUUUACGGUGGUCAAUUUACGCUUUCAUGUCUAACAGAGAUUGAGGUUGUGUCAUCAACAGAUCGAACGUGAGUGGAGUGAUGACGCUGUACCUCGAUUCAAAACCGAUUUCCAUUUUCUGUCAUAUGGGAAAUUUUGGUUGUGGAGAUGGAGGAUGGACUCCAGUUAUGAAAACUGAUGGCAAUAAGGUAUAAACUAGCUUUGUUUAGCUACUGAGGUUGAAAAUGUAAUUUGAUUUAAAAGAGAUGGUCGCCCAGAGAGGCACUUUAAUUGUCAGCUACUGCCUCACCUCUCAUUCUUUACUUUCUUUGUAAUAAAAAUGUCAGAUACUUAAGCGAGCCAUGGUCAUUUGUUGUGGACAGUGAGAGAGGUUAUAUGUACCUCAUUGUUUAAUAGAACCUCUCACGAUUGACAACGAGUAAGAGCUAUGAGUAAAAGCAGGGCAGAAAUAAAUGCAUCCUUCUAGAAUAGAAAACAUGGUAUGAUGCACGAUAGAUUAGAAGGGAAAAGGACUACAAUCUAAUUUCCAAUGUCGUGCUGAUUAUCAUACGAUAAAUUGAUAGUGGUUCGCUAAUAUCUUUCCCAGAUUACUUUCCAUUACAAUUCCAGCCUUUGGAUAAGCAAGUCUGACUAUAACCUUCCAGGAGGUGCGACUGGUUUUGACAGGCAAGAGACCAAGUUACCAACUUUUUGGAACACACCCUUCGAGAAAAUAUGUCUCGGUAUGAAGAUCGAUAACCUUACUAACUUCAUUUUAGUCAAUAAGACGGCUGUCUCGCUACAUUCGCUGAUAGCUGACGGGAAAUAUCGCAACACGUCGCUGGGUCUCAAGUUGUGGAAAUCGCUAAUUGGCUCCAACGCCUCUUUGCAGACCAGCUGUGUAAGAGAAGGGUUCAAUGCUGUGUGUAGCGACAAAAAAGCGUCAAAAGCGAGGAUCGGGAUUAUUGCUGACGAUAAAGAAGACUGCAGCGACUGUGAUUCUAGAAUUGGAUUUGGUACAGGGGGAUAUCAGGAUGAUAAUCACACUUGCGGAAACGAAGCAACAUACUCCUCAGACAAUGGAAGUAGGCACAUCAAAGCCAUGGGAUAUAUCUUGGUGCAGUAACUCUCACUGCCUCCCUACCCUUUAUGCAAAAACGUCCUUGACUGUUUCGCAUGCUCAGAUAUCAGUGCACUUAAAAAAUAGCUUCAAAAUAGGAUUGAAAAGCGCUUAUAGGAAGCCUCUGUAGUAAUAAAACGAUUUGAUUAGUUUCGCCUAUUCAAUGUUUGAUCAGCGAUAUCCGUCAUAUACACAUAUAUCAAAGAGACAGCGUCAUAUACGCGUUUAUCAAAGAGACAGCUUCAAAGGGCUUCUUUGGAGAGUCCUUCAGGACUGGGAUCAACAAGAAAAUGAAGGAUGCGAUGAUACAGACU